Messenger RNA from Xyrichtys novacula (pearly razorfish), 80263 nucleotides. The record is from the annotation of a GenBank genome assembly. Lineage: Eukaryota; Metazoa; Chordata; Actinopteri; Labriformes; Labridae.
GGACAGCCCAUUUCUUCAUGUAGACACACACACUCACUCACACAUACACUCAAGCAGAGGUCGCAGAGAAGAAACCCACCGCUUCGUGUUGUUCUCAAACAGCCUCCAUGUAGCUCCGGUCGUCUGUGUGAAAAGCUGCUCGGGAGAUUAUGACUGAAAACACCUGGGUGCGGCACACUUUAGAAGAAAAGCUGUCGCGCUGCCGGAGGUCGUACGGCGCAUUUUUGCCUUUUGUAUUUCCUUGCUGAAUGUCGUGGACAUUUUGGAUUUUUUUAAUGCUCUGUGUUAGAAAAUCUUACAAAUUAAGGAUUAUUUUUCACCUGUCUUCGUGUUGAUUUACUUUGUUUGAGUUAACAUCUGGACGUUGAGGACUUUUAGUGUGUGAAAACAGCUGGGGAGAAAAUCGUUAAACAAGUUGAGGACGCUCUACGGAGACGUUAACUGUUAGCUCGCUGCUAAUGCUAACACAAGCGAAAACCCAUUGAACUACCCUCACGCGAAUCUGCGAGGCUGGCUAAUGCCCUCUCCUUGUGGUCAUUUUUGGAUAACACCCUGACAGUAACCUGGACGUCUAAAAGGCAGACUCUGACUCAACAUUGACAAAGGUAGGUGUCUUUUGUUUGCGCAAGUUGCUGCUUCUGUUUUGUAUGUGGGGCCCCAUACAACAUGCUAGCAUAGCUGCUAGCCUCGGCGCAGCAUCGUUAGGGGUCCCAUUCUGACUUGAGUUAUACACAAAUUCAGCCUCUUUAAAAGCUAAAAAUAUAAUCGUAUAGUCUCAUUUGAACACUGUAAGUCUACAGUCAUACAUAUGUGGACAUAGAUAUAUCAAAAUGUGUAAUUAAAUCGGUGUUUUAGACGGUAACUGACCGAAGCAGCUGCCUGCCCUCAGUAUGUUUCACAUCAACAGCUGUCCAAAGCUAUUCAGAGCCACCCAAGUGUCUGAUAAAAGCAUGCUCCAGUGCAUUCAAAAGACACUGCAAAUAACUCCUUCAUAUUUCCCUGUCAGGCACAUUAUAAUGUAAACAGCUGCAGUGCAACAGCAUCAGCAGCAGCAGACACCUCUUUUGUUGCAGAGCACCUUCAGCCUCCUCGAAGGAUUAAUGCUCUGUACCCUCAACAUAUCGGCGUUUUCAUUUUCUCACCACUCCACUAAUCAGAUUACUAUCCCUCCACUUAACUCCAGUGUAAUUUAAUCCCGUUAAGAUUAGACGUAGAUGUUGGAGCUAAUCUCACAGGUUUGAUUUUCGGAUUUCCCAGCAGGUCCAUCCUUGUUGUUGGUGUCUGUAUUUUUGUGGACUGCUUUAUGGGAAAUGUUGUCAAGAUAUGCAGCCAAGAGAAAGCUCAGAAAACCGCAGUGUCGAUCAUUUUCAGGUGCAAAACAACAUCAGGUUGUGGCUGUUUUUCAUUACUAUCUGAAUUACAUCAGUAGGAGCUUUGUGGUUUUAACACACCGGUGACAGCCUGACAUUAUGCACGCAGUGUAAAUCUUCCCAUCCCCAAAACACACCGCUUUUGGCCUACUAACCAAAACCAUGACACAUUUUUGCAUCUGAGAAUUAUCUAUGCAUAUAUUACACUGCUUAUAAAUGACAAAAUAGGCAGCAGAGACUUUGUGCUAAUAAGAUAAUUACAGUAUUUACAGUAUUUAUGUUAAUAUUCUUUAUAUUUGAUAAAUUUCAUUACAUACAAGCCAAAUCAGUGGGACAGCUUCAUUGUGAUGUCUUGAUUUUACUUCCUGGAGUCUUCAGUCAUGUGAACUAAACCAAUAUGAUCUCGUAAAUUAAUGCAUCUGAGAAUGAUCUGAGCAUAUUACACUGCCUAAAAAUGACAAAAUAGGCAGCAGAGACUUUGAUAACAAUAAGAUAAUUACAGUAUUUACAGUAUUUGUUUUAAUAUUCUUGAUAUUUGAUGAAUUUCAUUUGGUACAAGCCAAAUCAGAGGUACUUAUUUCACCUUUCUUAAUUUUACCUCCUGGCGUCUUCAGUCACAUAAACUAAAUCUAAUAAGAUCUCCAGAAUUAAGACAAAUGCAUCUAUUGAUUGGUCCACUUUGAGCAGAUGAUAUUGAUUUUCGGGUCAGUAAAUCAUUGUAUUGAUCUGUGAUGUUGCAUCUAAGAAUGAAAACUGUAUCUAGUAAUUGUCACACUAGCCUGUUGUGUUGAAGUGUCUUGUUUGAGCCUGAUUUGUAUUUCUGCAGCGACUCUACACCCUAGCUGUAGGACUGCACAAUAUUAUCAGCAUGAUAUUGAUAUGGACAGCUUGGAAAUUUCUGCAUAUAUCAUUAUCGACCAAUGAGAGGAUGUAUUAAUUCUGUGCACAGUUUACACAUGUUGGCUGUAUGGUAGCAAACCAUUAGAAACGGACCCCAGACAGAUAACUACAUGCCUUCAUAUCAUGCAUUCCUAUCUAGUGUAUGCUGUAUGUUCACGUUGCUCUGUGCUGAUGCAGAAGCCAACUCCUGAAAAAUGUAAAUACGCAUUACGAAAACAUUUACGUCAAGCUUUAUGAUUGGUCCAUCAUGUUUCCUGCAUUUCCAGCACUUAUGGUAUUGGUGCACCUCGGCCAGACAAUAUAUCUCUCCCCCCUUAGGGAUGCAAAAUGGCACAACAUAGGUAAAACAGCUUAAAAGUUCAUGUGUAAUAUUGGCAGAUAUAAAAACUCAAGCCAUGACUUAGCUUAAGCAAUGAAAGCCUGAGCUCACCAAGAAUGAGUUUCAACUUUUUGGCCAUAUGGAAGUACUGUAAAUUGUCAGGAAUAGAUGGUAAAUUGGUUAUUUGCAAUACUUCAGAAGUACAGAGGAAAAAAGGACAAGGAGCCAAAGACUCCUGUUCCAAUUACCUCUGCAAUUGUGGAUCUUAAGAAUGCUCAUCCUUGACAGCUUAUCGUUAAUAGAAGAAUCAAUAGGACUACCAUAGAAUUCACUUUGCUGACUAGCAUCUCGUCAGAGUACUGCAGAGCAGCAUGGACACUUCUCACCACCAUCUCAGGAUGUUUCACUCAGAUUACCUGGAUAAACUGUGAGUGCAGACACCUGACUUUACCAGGACUUUUCCCUGCCAGUCUCCAUGUAACAUUCCUGCAAGAAAUCAGGCUGAACAGGUGUGAGAAUGCAGCAGGUAAAAGUCAGGAAAAUUCCACAGCUGGGAUGCUUGUAAUCCAACAUGAUAUCAGUAUAUUUUCCUGCAUGCUGGUGUGUUUUUGUCACUCAUUUGUUUAUACUGUAACUGGGAGACAUGCAAAACAUUGAUGUAAAGGCUAAAAAGCUACCAACAUGACGUCAGACUCUGAUUUGCCUGUCAUCUUUGAGAUCUUGUUCACAUUAACUUGAGGGAAAAUGUGGGGUCAUCUGCCCUGAAAAUUUCUGGACAUUUUCAGGAAUGCCUGUGGGAAAAGUCCUAUAGAGGAAAAGCCUCACUUUUAACUAAUAAGAUGUUAUUCCUCUGUUCAAAAGGUAGAUUCAGACUAAACUGUUGCUGACACCCUGAUUUCCACAGACUUAUACACUUUUGCUUCAUCCCUCUGCCCUCCUUUGAUCACUCCCAACCAAAGGCAAACAACGCUAUGCAAGCAAGCCCGCUCUCCCCUAUAACCCACUGUAUAAUCCACAGAAACAGUCUGGCCACAGUGGUAUGCAUUGAUGUGUUGAAAGCCUGUGUUUGGUGAACAUGUCAUGCAUGGACUUUCCUGUGUGAUCAUUUACAACAGACCUUAUCUCGAAGAUAAGGUGCAGUCAAACAAAGGCUCUCAGCUGCACUGCUCUAUUCUCACACCGGUGCCAAAGUGGUGUUGUUACAGAUACACUCGGAUAAGAGGUUAUUGUGCCACUUGGAGACAAAAUGAAAGCAAAGAAUUUGGAGGAAAAGUUGCAGAUCUGUGUUUUCUUAUCUUCAUGGCCUAAAAACUGGUUAAUUCACUUUCCACAAUGCCUCCAUUGUGAUAUUUGCUUCACCAUAAUUCCUCCUGAAAUGAAAAAUCCCUGGAUAAAGACCCAGUUUGCCGAAGUUUCUCCUCUCAAAAGCCCAACAGAAUCUCGCUCUGUGAUUAAAACUAGUUUUCCUUGAUGGUGAUUCCUUUAAAAGUCAAAUGAAACUCUAUCUGUUCUUCCUCGUGAUGAUGUAAUGCCUGUUGAAACAGGACACAGUCAUGGUGAUCAUCCUGAACUGUGAGCCAAUGGGAUAUCAGCUGAAGAGAAAACAUUAGAGGGUCAAAAGGGUGUGUUUGUGUAGUACGUCUGCUGAACUGAGCGCUGUGAGAAAGCGUAUUGUUCUUGGCUCACUCGGACUUUAAGUUGUCCGUCUAAUGGCUCAUUUUAGGGUCAGAAAUCCUCCAGUAUGUUAGAUUGUGUGACCCUUUAAUGGCACUUUUCCUUCCCUUAGUGUUCUUGGAAAUUCUGUGAAAUGACAAAACAGAGAUGUCCUAGAGCAGCAUGCGCAUAGUUAAGUUGUGACGCAGCUUCAAGAAUGCAUUUUAAAUGUCUAAACACUCGUGACGCUGUCAAAGAGUUGCAGUGACGUAUUGCGACAGAGAACAAACCUGUGAGAAUAAGUUGUUCUGUUGGGAAAUGAGUCAGUUGAAAUGUUCUCAGCUGGUGUGCCAAUGUGUAUUUUGCUUUUAAUGUACUGCAGCAUGUCCAUGAUGACUUAGAGGGGGCAGAAAAGCACUAAAGCUCGGCCAAAUGUACUUCAUAUCAUGUCUCAGCUGAAACCAGUUCAGAUUUCAGCUUUAAUAGCCACCUAUAAAAGUCUUAUCACAUUAUUAUCACAGUUUUUAUUGCAGAUAAAUGUAUUUAAUAGGUGCAGUGAACAAAAAGCGGCAGUAAAAGAUUGAAUGUAGGGUUUUUUCAUUGUUUCGUUCGGCUAGUUGUGAGAGUUUUAUAGCGUGAGCAGCCCAGCCCCCUCUCGUUCUCUUUCUCAAAGCAGGUGCCUGUGUUGGUUUUACUUUCUGUUUAUGGUUUUCUUUACUCAUUUCCUUAUAAGGCUAAAUGAUUUGAGCACUAAGGUGGUUUAAAAACUGAAAAAAAGGAUAAUCUAGUUGUCAUGUUUGAAGUUAAAUGCCCUGUCAGGGACUUUCUCUUGGUCUCUAAUGGUCGUAAAUUUAAUAUCCUAAUUAUAGAGUGCUGGCAGAGUUAGUAAUUUUAACACCAGGGAUGCUUAUGAGAGGUUUGCUGACAUUUAAAGCUCCUAUGAGGAGUUUUAAAAUUUUCUUUUUUUUUUUUACAUUAAAUAGACUAAAAUUUGUGUUGGUUGGAAACAAGACCACCAGCGAUGACACUGGCAGUUUGUUUAUUGUCAUUUGUAAUUAGGGCCCGACCGAUAUGGAUUUUUUGGGGCCAAUGCCUGAUUACAGAUUAAUCAGAUUUUUUAUUUUUUUUAUGAGGUUAUAAAAUAUAUAUAUAUAUAUAUAUAUAUAUAUAUAUAUAUAUAUAUAUAUAUAUAUAUACUAGUGCUGGACGAUAAUUCGAUAACAAUAUAUAUCGAUCGAUAGACGUGUGGUACGAUAGAAAAAAAACGGGUCGAUAAAAAGUUCGAUAGAAAAACACAGUUUCCCUUUCUUUUUCAUCAUAGCCUAUCAUGUAGCUUUUACUACAGUCAUUACUUCCUCCCAACCAAUCACAAACGCAGACCCAGGUACGCUACGGCACCAAGCCCAGCCCCUCUCAAACCACAACAGACAGCACGUGUAUUAGAAAAAAUGAUACAGCAAGGAGAAGCGGAGGACAUUGUCCCGAAAAAAGGUUUCAGUAGUUCACCAGCAUGGCAAUGUUUUGGUUUUUAGAAGUCUGACAAAAAGCGAACAGCGGUCGUUUGCAAAAUUUGCAGAGAAUUAGUAAAAACCAAGUCUGGUAACACAACCAACUUGUUUUACCAUCUAAACCGAUCGCAGCCGCAGGAGUACGAGCUGUGUCGGCCGCGCCGCGGCUCCACGUCGUCGGAGGAGGAAUCCUCUGGAACCGCUGCCAGCACCAGCACAAAGCAUGUGAAGCAGACCAAACUGGACUUCGUUUCUUGCCAAAAUACGACAAAGCGUUCGAGCGGCAUAAGGACAUCACCCAUGCAGUAAGAUGCUUCAUAGCAAGGGACAUACUGCCAAUAACUACCGUUGAAAAGCCUGGCUUCGACCAGCUUCUAGCCACUCUCGACCCGCGAUAUGAAGUGCCCGGCCGCAAGUAUUUCUCAAACACAGCGCUUCAGGCAUGAAAAUGGGUCAGGGGUUGAAAAGGUGAGAAGGGUGCGGAGGAAAUACGUUCCGGUGUUGUACCGUAGAAUGCACCCCUGUAUCCCGUCCACUCAUUAGCUUCUUAAAGUGGAAGAAAAUGAGCUCAUAUUUUACAAAGACGCGAGUAUUUGGAUCAUGGCUACUAGCAGGGGGUGCAUUCGGCAGGGGUGCAUUCUACGACACAACACCGGCGUGGAUAAGUCCUGCUUCUCUUGCUUAGUUUGUGUAUUAAGUCAAUCACAUGAUAAUUAAAAAAAAUAAAUCUCCCGACCCCGGGAGAAAUAUUUUAGUGUUCAGACACCAGGCUGUGGGCAGUUUCCCACACAGUUAAACCUGGUAGUAUGCUAUUCCCACCUAAAGCUAUUCUGUUUAUUUAUAUAUUUGUUUGUUUUGUUUAUUUUCAUCAAAAGACUAUUUAAAUAUUUAUUUAUCAGAUUUUCUGGUCACUUUAGUCUUUAUGUUUGUCAGUAUUUACUGAUGUCACUCAGGCCACUUAAGUUGAUUUCUUUUUUUUUUAGUUCUUUUUUUAAAAAACUUUCAGUUGUGGUAAAAAAAAAAAAAGGUGGUUGAAUAAAGGUUUGAAUUUGAAUUCAGUGCUUGUGUGUUCUUUAUUAAAAGUAGAUCAUUAAGCAAUAGCAUAAAAACAUCCAGGGCUGCAAUUAAAAUAUAUGUUAAAUAAUUAUAAUAAUCAUAUCGAUAAUUAUCGAUAUCGAUCAAUAUGAUUUAUUUUUUAUCGAUAUGCUUUUUUUCUAUAUCGUCCAGGCCUAAUAUAUACUGUAGGCUACUCCUCUUCACACUGACAGGAAGACCGACUGAUCAGGACCAGAAAAGCGUUUUCAACUACCCCCCACCCCCACCGCCGCAACUGCCAAUGGUCGGUGCUUCCGCGUCUUAGCUCACGUUACACAUUUCCGGUCCAGUCUCAUCAUAAUGUGUAUUGUUGUUUAUUCUACCAUUACUGGCAUGGCUAACAGUGUAGCAAGGCUAAUAGCAGAUGGCUAACUCUAACUUUAGCUUGCAUAUUACAUGGUGCUUCACCGGUAACUCGGCGUGACCGAGACCAGCACGGUGGGGAACAUCGUGAAGUGUGUUGAACUGAAACUUGUUGACUUAUUGUGUAUUUCACAAGCUGGUUUAUUUACCGAUAAGGCGGACCACUCUCCUCCGUGCGUCCCUGUCCCUGCCUGCUUCAGAUCCGUCACUCUGCUGUGCUGUGAGGUAGUGGAUGAAGAUUGUCAUGAGGUGGCUGCGCCAUCUACAGGAUAAGUCGGGGAACUUUUCAAAUGGCGGGACAUUUUCAUAGAGAAAACAAAUCUUAUUUCUGAAAAUAUUGGCGAGUUUUGGCCGAUUACUGAUUAAUCUCAAACGGGCUAAAAUUGGCCAAUUUGAUCAGCUCGCCGAUAAAUCAGUUGGAUCCUGUUUGUAAUGCCUGAAACUGGUACGAUGCGGUAGAUGUCAGCUGAGCCGCUGAAGAACCGGCCCUAUUUAUACAACUUCCAAAUAACAUGUUUACGAUUAAUGAUAUCUUUGACUGUCAUAAGUCAGCAGUCAGCAGCACUUCUGUAUUUCAUAGCUCUGUCAAACAACGGAAGUUGGAGUAGUAGUUUUUCCUUUUCAUAAAUUCUUGGUGCUCCUCAGGAUGCCAUUUCUGAGACGCACAAUCAAAUUUGGUCACAUUUGAGGAGUGUUGUUUUGCCCUUCCUCGUGUCACCUGUGCUUCAAAAUAGACAUUUGAAAAUGCUUCCAUACAGCAGACACACUGAAGCUUGCAGUUGACUCAGGUAAGCUGUCAUUGUGUGGGCAUAACUCGUGCAUCGCCUUAUUCGAAACUUUGCAUAUAUGCCAAUCAUGAACUUUUGAAGCUCUUACCUGAUGAUAUUGGACAGAUAAUAUUGUGCAGACCAAUGGAGAUGUCAAAUUAAAACACACGCCAAGCAGCAACCUCUGACCUUAAUGCAGAAGUGCUAAAAACUGCAGUUCUUCGAGUGUCCACUUGAGGCUGGCUGCUUUCAACCAACAUGAAACUCCGCUUCAGAAACAAAUGGGUGACAUAAUUGAGAUUUCUUCAAGUCUGUGGCACAGACAUCAUAGUUUCUGGAGCAAAAGGCCUGCGUUUGGUUCUGACGACCUGUCAUUCCAGUUUCCUGCCUAAUCCACAUCUAUUUCCUUCUGUCAAAGCACAAAAAGCCAAACGGUCCCUUUUAAACAAGACCAGAGGCUUUGAAAAGCCCGAGGUUUUGACGGGGAUAUUCUCUUUUGGACUGGAUCAUUUUAAUGUUUUGAUGAAUCAGGGAAAAGUCUGAGAACCUUAGUUAAAAAUCAGUUGCAGCCUUUUUCCUGUCAGUAAUCGGUCUGCCAAUGGCUUUACUGUCCAGCUGAAACCCUCCCACUGCCAAAAAACAAGUCCGUACAUCAUGAAUACUUCUAUAUUAACACAUCAUCAUAAACUGGGAUAGUCUCGGGCACCAGUGCUCCAUAAAAGCUCCCCAACCACCCAUAAAAUGUAAAGAUUUAUCCAUCUUUAAUCCCGCUUUUAUUAUGGCGUUUUGUUUUAUACUAACGCAACACCACUAAUAAAUUGGAAACAUGUGUUUAAUAGUGCGUCAUUGUGCAGAUUGAAGACACAUGUGCUCUUCUGGAAAGUCAUCCUGCACAAUUAAUCAUAACAACAGAAUAGCGAUAGAGCCAAGCCAAGCGCAAUAUGAAAUCACAGAUCUUGCUUUAAUGGUAAAAUGUGUGACAAAUCAGCCUGUCCAAACUUGUCGAAUUUGAUCACGGCUGUAUAAGCUGUAGAUAACAUGUAGUCAUGUUGAGUGAGUACCCUCUAAGUAAUACGUCUUAAAUGAGUCAGAGUUCAGAGUGUCAACAGCUUCUCUGUUUUUUUUAGCUCCCAUACCGAGGUUAUCACAUUAACAAAGCCUUUUCUUACCACGCAGUCAUGCAGCUUUACUUUAGAAGUUACCCAGAGGGGAAAGACAGGGCCUCUUCUCUUCCAGCUCUGGCGUGUGUCACUUCUUUUUCGGGUUUGGCUUCUGCAACAGAGCGGUAAACAUAUAGUGUUGACAUUUUGGCUUCUUUCUGGAGCAGGCUUCCACUCUACACACACGAUUUGAGUGUUUGUACUGGUGUGACGUCUUUGUUUGAGCUAUUAGUUAAAUUAAGUGUAUAUGCUUGUACUCCCGACUGGUUUGGGUUGGAGAGUUUCUUUGUUUAACGCUUCACGAUGACGCGUCCUCGUGUGGUCGGCGUUUGGACGUAUUUGGGAGCAGUUGUGUAGCUUGCACAACAAUGGAUGUAACCACAGAUUUGUUUCAUAUAUGUGAUCAUGUGACCAGCCAGGUCAUGGGAUUAAUCAGUCUCUUUGGAGGCUUAUCUGUGAUCCCUGCUGAGUAGUGUAUCCAGGUGGAAUAAAAGAAGAACAGAGAGUUUGCCUUCCUAUUUUUAAGUUCCUGAAAGUCUUGCUCUUUAUAAGGGUGGAUUACCUCAGUAACUAAAGCUGCAGCACAGCUAACUCCAUCUGCAGCGGGCUAUAUUCAGACGACGGAUGUCCCCAGCUGAUAUUAAUAAUUUAUGGUAAUGUUUCAGUCCCACUGACCUGACUCAGCCUGUAUAAAAAGCACUGACACAUCACUCUGAACCAAGUAUCCACUCUGUCAGACACUGUCACCAUUUCCCUUAUUCUCACUUUGGAUGCAACUAAGCAGUAUCUGCAUGGCCAAUAUAUUUGAGGACUUCUGCUGAUGCUUCACUGAAAGAGGGUCGACUCCAGCAUUUACAUUUCCAAGUGAAAAAACUGCACACUCAAGGGCCUCUCUACUAUUUAAGCGGACUUUUCAAUCAGUUUUAGUAUAGUUUUAAUUUUAGUUCAUUUAUUUAAAAACAAAAAUAAAACUCAUAAAAAACAAUACUGUAACUCUUGAUUGAAAGGGGGCUGAAAGAAGCGAACUUCUAUUGUCUACCCCUUGUUUCAAGAAACUGAUUCACAAAUUAGAUAAUAUGCAGCCAAGCAAAGAAGAAAUGGAAGUAGAAGAAGAAAAACAUCAACAAACAGCAAUGUUUACAACAAAAGGGGCAUAAAAUAACUUGAAGUAACGGCAGCAGCCCAGCCAUGUACUCAUCAUCCGAGUAAAUUUCUAGGUAUGAAACGUUGACAUGCUACAUGCAGUAUACAUACACACAUAAAUCUACCAUCACAUGCACACAUAUACACAUAUAAAUACAUAAACGCCUGUAUCUGUGUAUAAACCCAUAAAAACACACACAUUUUCACACAUACAUGCGCAGAGGUGUCAUUACUGAGCAAAAAAUUGAUUACCUGUCUUCAGUUUUAUUGCAGUACUUUCAUAAGUUUGUUCUAGCCCCCAAACCUACAAGUGCAUGUUCAUUCUUUAUAAGAAAUGUUGAUCAAAUCCAGUCAGUACUUCAGAUGCUUUUGGAAAACUCUGCAGUCAUAUUUUCAGACAGAAGCUGCGAUGCAGUGGUGGUCAAUCGACAGAGAGAUAAAGUCAGAAGAAAAGCGAACAAAGCAGCAAAACUGAAAGAUGAGAUGAGUUGUCGGAUUUUCUUCCCUCAGCGCUUUCAUGCCAAACUCAGAAACACAACCCUGCAGAAAAGGGCAGGAUUUCAUCUGUUCGCAGCUGAAGUCGAGCCUCCUCCUGCCUGCUCUCUGUCUGCCCUCGGUGACAGCUGCUACACCACGAACUUGCCACAUGUACUGAUGUUUUGAAAGGUCCUUUUAGCGUCUUAAUAAUGACACACAAGUUGUCAUUUUGACUGAGGCAGACAGAGAGAGCAGAGGCGAGGGAUCAAAACAUGGACUUUGAUUUUCUUUGGUUUUGUAUUGAAAUUCAAAAUUCAGAGAAUCAGCUUUUUGAUUUUCUUCUUAGUGAUAAUUUCAGACAGAUAAUCAAUGCUGAAAAUAAUUGCACAUUAAUCGAGUAGUUAAAAGCAGAUUAAUUAAUAGGAUAGUUUGCCGCUUGGACAGGUGAUCUAUUUGAUGGUCUGUGGACCAGCAGCAUCGCAUCAGCACCCCUCUGUUGUUUCAUGAGGAUAAAUCAAAUUUAUAAGCCAGUGUGUGCAUCGAUCUUUUUCUUGGUCUGUUGCUCAGUGGACAUUAAAGCUGGUUAACAAAUAGCAGGUCAAGCACAUUGACCACCGCUUAUAUCAAUAUUUAAUGAAUAGCCUAUUAAGUGCAAGGAAGUGAGUCUUUAUCUUGACUUUAAAAGUGUUGUAUAGUGUUUAUAGUAUUGUCAGUCAGUGUAAAUAUGCAUGUGUUAAUAAUACAGGUUCUCCCUCAUGAUUUCUUUGUUGCUGUGACCCAGUUAAGAUAAUUUAAAUCUGUCUCUUCCUCUUUCAGUCUGGCUGUCAAUCAUCAGGUGAAAUCUGGUUUCGGUUUCGUUAAUAAUUGCUAAUGAGGACAGUGUGUAUGCAGGAAAUGAGACAUUUAUGUUGCAAACUUCUGUGUGGUAAGUGGUAAGAUUUUGAAAGAGAUUUCAUCACCAUUGAACAAGAAAAGGUUCAACGCAUGUCAUAUUUCUGCUAUAAGCUGCUUCCCUACAGUACAGCCCAACUGGUAUUACAUGCAGACGGCUGGGCAGAGCCGUGGAUAACCAGACUGGGCUGGUCACAGACCAAAAAUAAUAUCUCAGCAAGAAACCCUGAUGCUUUCGGAUAUAUUUUAUCUUAUAAAAAAGCCAUGUAAAAUUCAUGCAGAGGACAAGAGCCAUGCACUGUGACUCUGAGUCAUCCCAAACAUAAAACAGGAAAGGAUGGUUGCAGAAGAAAAUACAAUUUAUAGAUGCAUCACGACAAAUUAGAGUAUAGGUUUCAGUAUUUUUUUUUUAACUCUGAUAUAUAUUCAUGAUUUCGUUAUUUGGAAUUUGAUAGUACAAAUAGCACGCACCCUUUGGUCCAGUUCUCUGCAUGCAACCACUAUCACGAUAAGGACUACUGCUUUGACAGUUGUCCAGAAGGUGAUUGUUGAUACCCUCCUUCGAGAAGGGCGAGCCGCCGCAGAGGGGUUACAGCUGAAAAGGUUGGCUGUUCACAGGAUGAUAUGAAAGCGUAUAAAUAGAAAGUUGACUGGAAGGGGAAAAGAUGUACGAGCAACAGGGACAGUUACAGCCUUUGGAGGACUGUCAAGAUCCUGGAAGAUUUCAGAGGGGGUGCUGAUUUCCCUCUCUAACAAGACUUGGCACCUGCCCACAGCGCCAAAACGACCAACAAAUGGCUUGUGAACAAGGACUGAUUCUGUGCUUAACUGGCCCGCUGCCUUAACAGACUGAACCCCCUGUAUACUAAAGAUAUAAUGGUAGGGCUUGGCGAUAAACCGAAAAUUUACAACAAUAACUGACGUCAUUUUGACCAUAUCAAUAUAUUCGGUUUAAAAGAAAUGGAUAAUUAAGGUUUGUUUUGGAUGUGUGUAGGUAGGCUAUAGUCUCAUAUCCCUUUUAAGAUGCUGUCCCAUAUUAGAGACUUGACUCCACCCCAUCCAGUCUGUAACAAAGAGAGAAAGACAGGUGAGGAGAUGGAGGACGGUUCAAAGUUGUAGCGGCUGGAGUGACGGCUGAAGUAGACAAAGUUAAUGUGGGAGGGGGUGAGCAGCUUGUGGAGUAGAUAUCGUCCAUUUAUCGCUAUUGAGGUGAACUGCUCAAUAUAUCGUGAAAUUGAUUUGAGGCCAUAUCAAUGUGCUCUACAUUAAGGCAUAAAAUCCUACUUUGGAGUUGCUUAUUUAACAUAUUAUAGCUUUUCUAUAUCAUCUUUUGUAUUGCUGGAUUGCAUGUGCUUCAAAUAAAAUACCCCAAAUUUGCUUCAUAAGGGUUUGAGACAGAAAUGUGACUCAGUGCAGCCUGGUUCUGGUUCAUCCAUAUUCAUGUCCGUUCAUAUUCACUGCAGAGGAACAUGCAGCCAAAAAUCCCAUCCAUAAAUAAUGUAUAGCUCAAGUACUGUACUCCACUUCUUCUUCUUCUGUCAGGUUCUUUUGUCCUUAGAUUCUGCAUCCUCCUUUAGCAACUCAUUUCGGGUCCGUAUCGACCCAGUAAUUCCCUAAGAAGAUUAACAAAUAGAUCUUAUUCAGAGAGGCUUAAUCUUGACUGCAUGUUACAUAUAGGGGAUGCAGCAGCCUUGUUUUAUAGCUGGAGUGGAGAAAGUCAGGGUCAGGCCGGGUUGUCCAGAAUCGAUUUCCCGAAAGUCUGGAGAGAUGAGGGGGCAAGAAAUCUCUCUGCACAGAUGCAUGAAGUGAUUAACUUCAAUUCAACAUAGUGUUUUUUUUUUUUGUUGGGAUGCAGUUUAGAACGAAUGCUGCACAAAUCCGAUUUUAAAAGCUUCUCAGUCCUCACACUUUUCUUAAGUGAUGGCUUGUGACCUGUUAGUUCCUCCUGCUCAAUAAGCAAAUUCCCUAUCACAUCACCUCCAUUUGUGAGGACCACCUAAGACAAACAGUACACCUUACACUUUGUUAAUGCUGUAAAGGAAUACAUAUGUAGUUGUGGUCUCUGAGGUAUUUACUAUAUACUUGGUUUGCACUCAGUGACAGAAAUAGCUCCUGCCAAAACAUAGUAUGAAAUACACUGUAUGAUGUGUUUGACCACAUGAGCAUAUGCAUUAAGGAACUCCAAAGUCAUUGCACCCACAUUGUGAGUUAUGGGUGGCAUCACUUGGUUUAAUAGCUUUGCAUUUGUCACCCAAGCUGCAAUUAAGUGCCAAAUCUGGUCCUUUAACUAAGCUCGUGCCGGGCGAGUAAAUCAAACUGAAGUGUCUGGUUUGUGUGCCGUCGAACUGCUGGGUUUGAAGCUCCACGUUCAGCUUUCACUGGCUUCAGCAUGCUGCAAUUUUAAUGCAGCUGAAUGGACGCAGGCUGGUCAAGCAGCACCUUGUGCACUGACCUUAAUUUACCAUGUUAGUAAUGCCAUGCGAUGUGACCCACUGUGGUGUUUACUUAUGCUGUUUGCUGCUUAAGAGCUAGAGAGUCACGUCCUUGGUCCACAGGUAUCACCUUUCAGUGUCGAUGUCGUCAUGAAACUCACCUCUACCUGCAGUCUUGGUGUUUGAACAGAGAAGUCUGACUUCAAUCUGGAAAAAGCCACACUGGAUCUUGGCUUCCUGUUUGGUGCAGGGAUGUUAUUAGCAGAGCAAAGGAACAGAGUGUCCAGGACAAGAAGCUGGUUAAACUAAUAAUCAAUUAGGCCAGUAAUCAGAAAUAAUGAUGUUAUUACCAUAGCAAACAAGACAAACAACUCUAUUAGAUGGCUCUUUCUGUGUGAUGAACUGCAUAAAGAGCAGAGACAAGCCUGACUCUUUUUCCCUGAAUCAGAUACUAGAGACCAGUUUUUGAUCUUUAAGUUUGGGUUUACUAUCUCUUCAUAAAGAUCUACAGAAAACACGUUACUUUAUCGUGUUUUAAGGAAGUCUCAAGGGGCCAUUUAGAGUUGAAGCUCUGCUACUUUAUCCUGUUUUAAACCAAGUGUGUAUGAAUUGAAAAGAAGAGUUCAGUGUAAAAUUGGUUGAUGCUAUGGCUACAUGAAAUUGGUUUCCUAAUGUUUAAUGGGGUUGCAGAAGCAAGAGAGGUGAACACACAAACUCAAGGUUGGGAAGGUAACAGAAUACCUCAUCAGCACUGUCCUACUUUUGUGGCACCCCUCUGUUUGGGUACCAAGUGCAUCCUCAAGGGUCCGAUAGAUAUACCCUUUGACUCUCUUUCAUGCUUUUGACAUAAAUAUAGUUUGUUAGUCAAAGGGAAAUGGCUGAAACAGAUGUGAGAUGUGUGCAAGAUGCUCAGCUCACACUAUCAGUCUGACAGAUCUAAUCUGUCGCCAUGCAAACCAACAUGAAACUCUGGAGCUGUCUCACAGCUAACAUGCUCAGAGUUCACUAAACUAAAACUACACUGCACGGUGGAAAUGCACCUUUUACUUUGAGUUUUGUGGCUUACAUUUGUGGCAAAUUAUUAUUUUUCUUCUCCCUUUUUCCUUUUUCUAAAUUUUUUUUUAAUUAUUACAUUUAUUUAAGUUCUUGAUAUUACAAUCUUUAUUUUUUUAUAACUGCAUUUUUGCACUCUUUGUCUGUGAUGCUGCUGUGACAAAAAAAUUUCCCCCAUGGGGGAUCAAUAAAGGAAUAUUCUAUUCUAUAUUCUAGAUGAAAAAUAAUCCCGGCCAUCGUUUGUCAGUUAAAUGAAAAGGUCAUCCGAGGGUCAUCACCACUUCCUGUACUGAGUUUUAAUCCAGUAUCUUCCUGAUAAAGCAUUUUAUUUGUCUCCCACAGUCCCUUAAAGCUUGCAGAGAAAUGCUGGGUAUCAGGAAUGAAAACAGAGACGUGGUGACCUAUAUUCAACAGCUUCAUUCUUAAAAUCAGCUUCUUAUCUAACGCCUGAUGUAGAAGCACAUAUAUAUUUUUUGUGUCCCCCUGACAAACUACUUUUAUUCUAAUCGGACUCAAACAAGGUGCAAGGUGACAUUUCCUGUACCGUCUAGUCAUGGUUUCACAGUCUGGUUGCAGCAGCGAUGAGGCUCUCGCUACAAAAGAGAGGAGGCUUUUGCUGUUUUGCUGUAGCUGCACAGCCCCCUUCCCCCCACCGUCAACACCCCAGUUUUAAAAAUUGACACUUCUCUCGCUUUAUUCUGGCAUGUGACAGAGAGAACUUUUGUUUGGCAAAGAUUCAGUAUCCUAAAUAGAUGAGAUGAGGAUAAAGGCACCCAGGAGGAAGUGGAGCAGAAACUAAUGAGUCAGUUCAACCCAGUGUGUUCCCAGCUGAUUGGGAGUUCCUAUGAAUAAGUCAAAAUCUCUCUCUUCUUGCCUCUUAUUGUCCCCUCCCUCUCUCCUGCUCUAUAGCUCUAUUGUGCUGGGUGGAGAUAACAUCAUCCUGCACUAUCUUCUAGCUGCCGCAGUUAGUCUCAGAUCAGCUAGCAAGGCUAAUGCUUUUCCAGGCAUGCAGGGACAAUACUCCUGUGUUGUGCUCUGAUAUGAGGAGGCAAGAUUUUGGCCCUCUCCAAGGUUGAGACUUGUUCAUAUCCUUGUUUAUUCAAAACGAGCCGGAUUACCUCCGUGGAGUCGGCAGAUUUCACCAACGAAAGAACAUUUUGUUUGUUCACGACAAUGAUUUCACACAAGUGCUUCUGCAGUGCUCAGCAGCUUGUGUUUCUGUGCUUCUCGUGUCCUCAGGCUGGACUCACUCUGCUUUAUAAGAGGAGCCUGGCUAUUUCAGUACAUCCCAAACUCGUUAAAUUAUUCCUCCAUUCGAUUGUUGACAAAUCAGCUUUUUUUUUUUGUCCGACAUAUCGAACAUUAGCUUCCACAGUUGCAGAGCCAACCUCAGCAGGAAUAACUUAACAUGAUGAGAGAGAGAAAGAGGCUCUUCUGACCUAAAUCGGACUGCUAAUUGCCAUGCACCAUGCAACAUUUAAGGGGGAAAAAAGGUUUUGCAGCAGCUUAAUCUGAUCCAAUUAAUCUGUUUUGAUUUGACAGUUUCUUUUAAGCAACACUUGCAGGGAUUAGAUAACUGAUCAAUACAGCGAUAGGCAUUGCAAGACACUGUUUAUCUUUACUAUCAGAACCUAUCAGAUUCCUGCCUGGCUAUUUAUGUUUUGCUGCAUAACAGCUGUAAUGUACAGAACAAAUGAGAAUAUACACAAAAUCACUCAAAUAGUUUUAAAGCACUGGACCCAAGAGACCCUCAGUUUUGUGGAUAAGCACACUGGACUAUGUUUUGAAAGGUUUUAGUAUGGAAAUACUGGAGGCACAGGAGGCUAUUUACAUGUAAUAUUUGAUGAUCACAGAGUAGUGCUAGGCCACAGGGCAUCUGGCAGUAGCUUUUGAUGAACCCAUGAAAAGGAAAGGAUUAAUUUCUGUCCGUCUUAUGGCUUAAAUGGAUGCAAAAUAAAGUGAUUUUAUUAAGAUGUGUUUAACCAUUUUUAAAAUGCACAGAGUUGAUCUGCACCAGGGCUGCACAAUCUGUUCACAAAACUCUGCAAUCGCAAGCCUCGAUAUAGAUUCAAGGGCUGGAUGAUAAACUAAAGAAUAAAUAAAUAAAAGUUGAUUUUGGAUGUGUGUAGGUAGGCUAUGGUCUCAUGUCCCUUUAAGACGCUGUCCUCCAUCAAAGACGUGACUCCACCCCAUCCAGUCUGUAACAAAGAGGGAAAGACAGGUGAGGAGAUGGAGGACGGUUCCAAAGUUGUAGCGCCUGGAUCGGCAGCUGAAGUAGACAAAGUUAAUAAGGGAGUGGGUGAGCAGCUUGUGGAGGAGUUGUUGUCCAUUUAACGUUGUGAACUGCUCAACAUAUCGUGAUAUUGAUUAGUGGCCAUAUCACCUAGCCCUAGAUUGCUCCCUCGCUCGCUGCUGCAUCUGAGAUCAGUGCUCCUCUCUCAGUUCUUCGACUUAAGAUGUCUGUAUUUUAUUUAUCCAUUUACCUUAUUAUUUUGGUUCAUCCUGAUGUUUGGUGGUCGAUAGAUUAUUUUUGCACUGCUCACACUGUAUUUCUUUCAAUUCCUGCUGCAACAAAAGCCAAAUUAGAUGUCUUGCCAGACUGUAGUAAACUGUUGUUUGAACUGUUUACUUUGUGCUUUUCCACUCAUGUUGUCUUCUGUCUUUGUUCUUUUUCAUUAGAUAAGCAAAUUGUUGCUGUCGGAUCUAUCAUCUUCCAUCCACUGGGAUCCAGGCGCUUGAGUCCUAAAUGACAAGGUAUGAGAGGCAGUCCAUUUAUCUCACACAGCUGCCAAAUGCUAGAAGUUAUUUAUCCACCUUCCCGGUAACUCUACCCGCAGGUUAUACCGCCAUUACUUUGUGGUCUUGCCUGCGUUGUUUCCAGCAGUUGGGUAACACCUACCUCAGCAAUUAGAAAUAGCUCCAAUUUGUCAUUAUUGUGAUGUGGCUUCUGAGGACAGCCUCCCGUUCUGAACUGUUUUGCCAUCACAGAAGUGGUGUUUUUACGUCAAACAUUUGUCCAACUCUGACAAGAAACAACAAGAGUGCCCCGCCCUGUUCACCUGAAGGCCAAAACACGCGAUACACCUGCCAAACUAGCUCUGAGCGAAGUGAGCAUCCUGUUUCAUCUUUAAAAAAGGUCACAAUAUUCCCAUUAUAGUUGCUGUUAUUUUAGAAAGCAGUAAAAACACAUUCCUACUUUGAGGGCAGAUUCAUUACAAAGGUUUGAUAUGUGUACAGAAGUGAAAAACAUCAACAGAUGUUAAAAGAAAGACAGAUGAGGCUUUUACUGAGGGGAAAUGAGAAGCUGCACCUCUGAAAAUCAAAUUAGCUUUGAGAUUAAUUAAAGAAAAUCAGAGCAGUGCUAAUAAAACCCCAAAAACAUGACUUUGUAUAACUUAGAAAACAAAGAAGUCAAUUAGAGCAAAGUAAUCUCUCCAUGCAUUUGUGAUGGAAGUCUAAAAAUAGCCGUUUUAAUACCCCAUAAACAUAUCAUAAAUAGGGGUUGCCUGAAGGUCUGCAUUUUGAUUGUAAGGACACAUUUGGAAGCGAGUCAUCCUCCGGUGUAGCAACCCUGACAAUGCUGAAGCAAAAGCACGUUGCUUGUACGAGGCAAUUUGAAUCAGCUCCUAUGAUGAUGUAACAACAGGAGCAAUUUGCAUAAGCAUGCACGCAAAACCACUCCCACUCCUCAUGUGAAACUGCCUCUAUUUUCUCUAUUAUGACUUUGAUUUGGUGUAACAGAGUUGAGAUGUAGAAACAUUUGCUUGGUACCAGUGUUGGUUCUUCUGGAGCACUCGCCGUAUUUACUUUGGUGUAGGGCUGGGCGAUAUAGAAAAAAGUUUAUCAUCAAGAUCAUCAAUCUUAAAUGUUCCUUGUUACUCUUCCUCGACUUUGCCGGAACAUGAUUUGCAGUGCACACCACCCCUGCUUCAUGUCCGACCUCAAAAAACCAAAAUAUCUCCACACCACCAACAUUUUUGUGCCGGUCUUGUCAAUGAUGUGAUGUGAAUGAUGAUUUCUGCCGGGUGUAACACUUGUUUUCUUUUUUUCUCACUGCUAGUGCUGUCAGCUUCACCUGUUGUGUGCUAUGCCGCUGCCUGCUACUGUGCAGUUGUUUGCUACUUGGUUCUAAUUCAGCACAUGAUUGGUUCAGCACAGCGCAGACUCGAAGCAACUCCCCUUUUCACUAGCUAUUCGUACAGUCUACCAAAACAUGGCAGAAUGCAGACUAUUGAAAAGCACAUUGACCAUGUUUCAUGUCGAUAUCAAGAGAAAUUAAUUUUGAUAUAUAUCGUUAUCGUUUUAUCGCCAGGCCCUACUGUGGUGUUUUUCCGCCUCUGCGAUCAUAACCAGACUUUGAGAUAAUCAGCUUAAAAACACUAUCAUAUGGGUCUCUGGAGACUCAUGCAAAGAUUGGUGUGCAUAAAUCGAACUUUAUCCAGGUAACUUUUGAGCUGUGUUUAUUUGUUUUGUACUACAUUAUCCACAUUUAGUCAAAUAUGCUGUCUGCAUGAGCACAAUAUCACACUUUGUUUCAGAAACUAGAUGAUUUGAUUUCACCAAUUUGGCCUGUGUGCUCCCAACAUUGACUCCAUGACACAUUUGUAGACGUCUAGACGGUCUGGGUUAACCAUAAAGUCACUUUGUCUGGGAAACAAUAUGGACAUGCAUGUCUUGUGACCUGAACAGUGAGGACUCUAAGACCAGGUGAUAAAGGUAUGACAUGUCUCUCUCUAUUUGAGUGGGCCUUGCUGUAGGGGAACGGGAUCAUCUUUCAGAGCAACAUUUCAUCAUUGACUCGUUUGACAGCUUGGCUUCCACCCUGGCCUCUCUGUUUGCAUAACGCUCACACCGCUGCAGGUUUUGCAUCAAUCCACAUUUGAUACUUGGAUCAUCACCAAGGUCAACAUUCCUGAUACUUCUUGCAAUCGCUUUUGGCUGCAAUGGGGUCUUUAUUUUCCCUUUUUUAACCAUUACACACCAGUUGCAGGAAGAAAAUCUAAGUGGUGAUUAGAGAGCUCCAUUAGGGUCACACUGAGCAUACUUUGAACCACAUGAUCAAUACAUGAUGUGAGUUUGAGAGACUGUAAACAGUUCCAUUGAUUCUAAUUCUCAUUGCCAUGGUUACUUUGGAGGGACAUUUUCGAGUUCUGCCUCUAACCUGGAAAAGAGCUGGACUUAUUUUUAAAUAAAAGAUAACGUUGCAUUAAGAACUGCACAUUUUUCAUCCUUGGAAGUUGACAGUCAAAUUUUCCUUCAACUGCUUAGUGUUGCAAGGAUAUUUUCAAUGUUAGUUUUUCAUAUAUUAAGAUAAAUAUUAAAAUUUGCAGCUGCAGAGGCCUGAAAAAGUGAGGCAAAAUUCUGUAAUGCUCUUGUAUCUGGCACUCAUACUGCAGGUUUUCUGAGAGCUGUAGUUUUAAAGGGAACAAAUCAUUAUAAAAGCUGUAUGUGUUGGCAGAAUGGAGUCAGCUGACCUCAUGUAUGUGAGCUAAUAUCUACAAAAUCAUUGAAUUGAUUACCCCAUAGACUCAGUUUCAGCAGGCAGGGCUUUUAGCAUGAUUGGGUAUAUCUGAGUUUGCUGGAUGAUGAUGAGGAUGAUGAUGCACAGUUUCUGAAAAAGCUGCAAAAACUGCUCUCUGGUAUGACGUUAAACCCCCAAUAGGCCCCCCUGAUAAUCACUCGGUGGCUCAUUUGCCCAACCUGCAGUCAGAGAUUAACACUAUCACCUCAGCCCUACCAUCAUAAACAGCGAGUCUGGUAGUGUGCCCCUUUUCUCUAUCUGGAAAUUAGUCAAGCUAAAAUUGAUUAAAUCAUCCAUUUUCUCUCUUCCUGAAUACGGCACUGUUUAACUUCUAGAUAAGAUGUGUCAAACUCUGCCCUACUUGUACGUUUUUGCAUCCAAAAAGGCAAAAUACAAACAUUAUAUUUUAGUUUAUGUUGAAGAAAAAAACCUCUCUGAACUCUUCAUGGCACUCAUUUUUUAAAAGCUCAUUUUCCCACACUGAUCAGAGUGCUCUGCAGCUAUUAUAAGGCUGUAGUUCUUCCACUUUAUGAACCAAAACCCCUCAUUGAACUGUCUCUUUUGUUGCUGACUGCUCUCAGAUAACUUCUGCGGGUCUCCUGUGUGACUUGAAAAAGGCAUCAGGAGGAUUUUUGUCCAUUUCCUUGCUCUCCAGCAGGCAAACAGGGAGAAUGCGGCAGUUGUCUGCAUGGAUACAUGGCUCUGACCUAAAUGUGUCUGACCUGGUUAUUGAGACUUGGCAAACUGCAUCUCACUCCCUCUGUCUUCCUCUCUUACAUGGACAAACAGACGAGUGAUUGUUGCUGAUAUGCGCUCCUGUAACUGUGGAGCUUCAUCCUCUGAGCGCCUCAGUCCUCAAUGCUUUUAAGAGCUAUUUAUUUGACCCUAAAUCUGCUAAAGAUGGCGUCUUAUUCUCAUGAAGGAAAGAUGUUUACAUUAACUGCAUGGUGUAUACAUUUAUGUGGCUGCUGCCUCUUAUGCCUGAGUUGCUGUUUUACCAUCCAUACCCCUGCUUUUUCCAUUCCUGGCCAUCUGUGCGAGCAGCCUAGAUCAUGAGCUGUUCGCCCUCCAGGUCCUCUCCAGCUCUGUGAGUUGGAAACGAGACCGGCUUCUUCGGUCUGUUGCACUUGAACUCACUGUAAAUUCGUAUACACAAACUUAAUUCACUGUAAACACUAAUCCGCUGUGUCUCUUUAGUGCCACGGUUUAAAAAUAAACCCUUAUAAUAAACAGGCCUACUUUGUGUAUUCAGAGCGUGAAGAAUAGAUUACCCUCUCAACUCUGCUUCAUAUAGCACCAGUACCUCAACGUCUACACCAGUAAAUGGUAUUAAAAUUAAUCUAAUUACACAUUUUAAAAUAUUUAAAAACUUGGAAGUGCUCUUUACAAUACAAAUAUGAUCUGUAGGGAUGUGAAAGUUGAUUUUCUGUGCCAAUGCAUCAGUUUUAAUUUACACAAUCCACCUGUAAACAUCCAUGUUAUGCUCUUAAAUGACAGUCUACACAGCAGGUUUGCACGCUUAGUUAAAUCAAAGUUAAUGUGGGAGUGGGUGAGCAACUCGUAGAGUAGUUAUCGUCCAUUUAUCGUUAUCGAGGUGAACUGCUCAAUAUAUCGUGAUAUUGAUUUGAGGCCAUAUUGCCCAGCCCUAAGAAAACCUAUCCCUGCGUAAUUUAGGUGCUACUGUCCCAAUCCAAAUGAGUGACCAUCAAGAUCCAACAACAUCUGUGUAUUUUUGCACAAUGGUAGACGUGCAUAAUGUCACUGCAAGAGUCCCCUUUUCCUUGUCUCUUUCUGCAGUUGGGCGCAUUAUAAAUCGAAACAGCUGCCUGUUGUUUAUUUGUGCUGUAUCAUAGUUUACUCAUACAUGAAGCAAUUCAUCAUGACAGGAAGGCUCUCCAUUGUUUUUGCAGGCUGCAAUGAGGCAUUAUUUGCAGCAGCUGUAACAUAACAGCACUGAGUUAUUGUUACUGCUGGGUUUCUGACUGCAUUAAAGCAAUUGUUUCGCCGCUUAAACCCAAGGCUACAAUGAUUGAUGUAUAGGGUCUUCUAUAAGUGUCGUAUAUUUCAAACUUUUUGUGAACUAAAAGGGGAAAUCUCUGCUUUUUAAGAUAAUUAUGUGUGCAAGAACCUGAAAACUGCAGCACAAUAAAGCCUAUAAUGAUAAUCCUCACAGUGGCUGCAGCAGUGUUAAUAGGAGCUAAUGUCUCAGCUCGGGGCUUCUCUCUGCAGAAACACGUCUCAGUGGCUUAUAUUUAACUGGAUCUCAUAUUUAAUUAAGAACUUACUGGCAGAAGGGAUUUUGGAGCAGACUACUAUUUAUAACCAGCAGGGCUGACUCUGUCAUUGCCCCCGUUGGACCUUAAUGAGGGAGGAAAACGCUCUCCAGAUUUCCAGGGUUGUAUUUUUCAAAUGUGUGAUGCCAGUAUCUAUUUUUAGGAUUCGUGAAAGUACUUAUUUUAAUGACACAAUUUGUUCAUUUUUAAUGCUUUCAGUGGGAAAGAGAGUUCAGGAAUCACCAGCCAAAUCAUUUAUAAAGAAAAUCAGCCGGUUAAGAUGACGCAAGAUUUAUGCAAAACCAUUGAUUCAAACCAUGCGAGCAGGUCAGCAGAAGUCUUACUCAUCUUUUUGCUUUUUUUUGCUUAUAUUUGGGUAAAAAAAGAUGGCUAAAUCUGAGUGUGUAGCACUCCUCUGGUCCCUGAAGACCUCUAAAAAAAUCUAGACCACUGUGGAAAUAGGACAGUUCGUGAUAAAAGAAAGGAGGCAGCAUGUAGAGAGUGGAAAAGAGGUAAAGUGAUGAGCAGAGUGCUUUCCACAGAGGAUAGUCAGCUUGUUCAGUGGAUGAGGCAGCUCAGCACGCUCGCGCUCAGGGCCUUGAUUCUUCUCACACUUGUCAAUAAACCUGGCUUUUCUUAAUUCCUGUGUUCCCCUGAUUCGCACCGACUACCAAGCAGGUGGAGUUAUUCAAUUAGCCUUACUUGGCAUGAAUUCUACCUCUCUGAAGUCACCUAGAGAUCUCCACACCUGAAAUAGAGUCCAUAAAUAGCUGCUUUAGUUGAAAAUGACAACUCCUCUUUUUGACAUUUUUUACGUAAACAAAGAAAAGUAGACAGUUGACGUCAGUUGACCUCGUCUCACAGGAUACCCUGCUGCACAUCUCAGCAGAUUUGUCUCCAGGAAGUGGGUUUUCAGAGACUCGACCAGGUAGUCCUUAGAAGGCUGUGGUUGUUGAUCUGUUCAUGACUCUUUGUCUGUGUUGAAGUUGACGUGCAGAACAACAGAUGUUUUUCCGGAGGAAGAGGACCUAUACAUUGAAAACAAUGACAUAGUAUAAACAGUGUUUGAUUGAUCAGUGCUAAGAUGCUAAUUUGACAACAGAUGAACUCUUGAAAUGUCUGGAAAUAUAUAAUACAGGGUUGUGAGGUAUGACACUUUAAUAUUGUCGUACUUUUACUUUAUCAGCUUUGGAGCUGCGUUUUCAAUUUCAGUUUAGUUCUGAUUAGUUUUUUAGACUAGCUUUUUACUUUUAGUUAUAGUUUCAUUUUUGUAGUGUGAGAUACUUGUAAGUAAACUGAACAGAUCUAAACCAUUACACAGGUCAUAAAGGACUAAAUUCAGAUGCCUUUUCAUUGGUCAGAAACUUAAAAAAUGUUGUCUUAUUCCUUUAAUUUCAUCACUAAUUGACUUCCAUGAGCCAAAACCACUCAAUGAACCUCAUCCUUGGUCUAGAUUUAUAAUAUAAGCUCAUGUUUUUUACAUCAUGAACACAGAAUAAAUGUCUCUCUCAAUGAGCACAUUUGUCAUUCUGCCCAUGUCAAUAUAUUCAGUGCCCAAAAAUAAAUAAAUGAAUGUUAGUUUUGGAUGUGUGUAGGUAGGCUAUGGUCUCAUGUCCCUACAUUGACGUUUUCGUACGUUGUCGGGGUAAACUACUCAACAUAUCGUGAUAUUAAUUUGAGGCCAUAUCGCCCAGCCCUAUUGAAGAUCUGUAUGAUGUGACAGUCUAGAAUGAAUGAGUGAACUUAAACAUCCAAACAAAACUACUCAGAUAUGGAACAAAGAUAAGAAAAUAAGUUAUAUCUUGUUAUUGAUGAUUGUACAUUGUGAAGCGACUUGUUUGGAGAAGCCAGAUGUAUGAAUUAAUGUAUAGGGUCAACAGAGCCGUGCCAGGUUUGCUCUACAUAUUCACUCCAUGGUGACAUUUUCGUACUAAGAGGAUUUUAGGGCAGACUGUUAACAGCUUGCAUGAAAGGUCAGGAGAUAAACAUGCUUAUUAAUCACCUCUUUGCAUGGUACAGAGGACCUAACCUUUGGAAGUGGACGGUUUAAUUCCCAGUCUUUGUAGCUCUCUGGAGGAUUCGUGACAUCUCUGUGACCUCCAGAGCUAUGAAAGGCCUGAACAAAUGAAAUGAAAAUAAGACAGCGUUCAUUUGCCCUGGGCCCAUCCGUGUCUAAAGAAACAACGUGGGAAUUAUUCAUUAGAGUAAUUAUGAUGGUCAUCUCCAGGGAAUGGAAGUGAAGGCGCUCCGGAUUCUGAAUAUUUGAGAUCCUCUGCAGUGUGACGAGUGUGCAGAGUAAAAGAGACUGUAACACACCCCAUUACAGCAACUUGAUUUCGGCUGGAUGUAAUAGAUCAAUUAAAGGUUUGUAAGGAGUCGUACGAGCUCCAUUUCGUCUAAUGGGUGUAAUAGUGGUCUGAUUUUUCAUAACCUUCAAAAGAGCAGCCUUUUUUAUGAUUCUGAAUCAGUCUGCAUCCUGGGGCUUCGUCAUUUAAUACUUCUUAGGCUGUUUGUGCAUCUCAGAACUUUGUCAGUGUAAUUGGAUUUAAUUUGGAUUUCUUUUUAGCAUCAGAAAAGAAUAUUGUUUUUAACAAUUUAACAAAACUACAUCCAGAUAGUAGAGCAUUAUUGCAGUAUGGCAGCAACUACCAAUCAUGAGUACACCCUCGCCUAGUGGCAGGUUGCUGCACCUACAAUUAGGGAUGUAACGGUAACCGGUGUAAUGGUAAAUCGGGGAGAGGGAGAUAAUGAAUCAGCUGUGAGAUCUCAACGAUAACUCCUUUAUUAAUCAGCUGUGUGACCAAGGACAAUAACUCGCUAAUUAAUCAGCUGUGUGAUAGCCGACGAUAACUUGCUAAUACUAAUACUCUGCGCACACUCUGAGUAUUAGUAUUAGCGCGCUCAGUAUACUACACGUAUGUAUACUGAUACAUAUUGAGUCGGAGGUAGAGCCACGUAAGAAAAACUCAUUUUCAAGGUGUGGAGGCUUUUAUAGCCAUGGUGGUGGGUCACAAUCAAUUGCAUGUAGGGGAACCCCUGCGUGUUUAAUCAUCCAAGUCUUCUGAAGUCGCCAGCUAGCCGCGCAGGGGUUUAAACUUUCUAUUAAGUUUGAAAUGGAAUCAGGGCGAAACGAGGAGACAAUGAAAACGAGGCAUUGUUUAGCACUAGUUAAAAGCAUAAAAAGUGCCACAAUCAGCACCUUUGAAUAUAUUUUUCAAAAUACCACAUUAAUACUGAAAACCAUGGUUAUUUUGGUCACAAUAUCCGUGAGGUAGAAUUUUCAUACUGUUACAUUCCUUCCUACAAUUAUAGAAGAAAAUUUCAAACUUGUGUAACUGAACAGCCAACCAUCAAAGAUUACGGCAUGUAGACGUUUGGUCGACUCGAUUCCACGUCUGUUUAAUUUGGAGGAAAAACCUGCAGAUAAAGGAUGAACCCUAUAAAUGAGCUUAGGACAGCUCAGCUCGCAGCCUCCCCUGACAGCCCAUCUCCACCACAGAGUCAGAUAAACGCUCACUCUCAACACAGGAGUGCUUUGGGUGUUUAUUCUAGAUUCUAAUCUGUUUUCUGAGAGUAGGAGAUCUCUGCGAAUAUUCUGAGUGUGUCAUGUUCACUCAAGUUUCAUUUUGAGACUCUAUUUUGUCGAGUUUAUGUCCUACCAUCUGUUUUCUGUCAUGUUCACACUGAGGAGAUCUUCAACGUUUCUGCGGUCUCAACUUUAUUUCUUACUUCUGGUGUUGUCGUUGUCAACAAAUGUGGGAAACGAGCACAAAGCAGCACUCACUCAAACACAAACGUUAGCAACAGAUUUCUUGUGGACUGAGCUGGAGGCUUGUUAGCUGUGCGUCACUGAGCACAGCCUGCUUCAUGGAGAAUACUGGGUAUUGUAGUAAGUUGUGAAACAGACAGAGGCUUGACAGUGAGCAGAUGUAUUUGUCUCCCUGAAUACUUAAAAUACUUGCACUUUUGGAGUCCUUCCAAGUCUUUCAGCAGCAGUGUUCCCUCAGUACUUUAAGAUCCGCUUGUUGUUUUAAUGAGUCCUCUGAUACUUUAUAAGACAACUGCACAUUGUCUGAAAGAUAAAGGAGGGCAAGAGCAGGUUUAGUUUAUGCACAUUUAUACGAGGCGCUGUGGCCUUUUGCUGCGGCUUUAAUACAGUCCUCUAACAAAGAAAUGAAAUGCAAAUCUGCAGAGAAGCAUAUUCAGAGCUGCAGGAAUGUGUGUAGGUAACAUGUAAAUGUCUGAAUAGUUGCGAGUCUUGUUGUUCAGUCUUUCAGAACCAGUCUGCUCCGAGUAGAAAAUUGGGGAAGAUGCUGUAAAAGCCACUUUUGUCUUUGUCGCAGAUCGGAUUACUUACCCUCAUUUCAGCGUGAAUUCAAAGCAAACAAUCAUGGUUUUGUUUUCUCGAGACACGCAAGACCACUGAGACCUAAGAGCGCUGGUGAGAACCAAAACCAGAGGGAGAACAAAACUGGAACUUCAGGUUCCUCUAAGCUGCUUACCCCCUGCCAACACAGAUACUGGAGACAGGGUUGUCUUUCUACUGAUUUCAGCUGUAAUUCCAGCCAUCUUUCCUCUUACUUUUGUUCCUUGCUUCCUAUGUUUUGUUAUCAAGCUCAGCUGUGGGUUGUUGUACAAUCAGAUGUUUUUGGUCAGGGGGGGAGGUAGGCAGCUUGGAGACAUUGCUCUGUUUGUUGAACUGCUGUCCUCUUAACUCAAUAUCUCUCUGCAUUAUUGAGAAGCAGCAGAUCUCCUGUUGUGCCAGCUGGAGUUGAAUACAAGGCUGUUAAUGAGGUGCCCAGAGGAAACGCAUCACUGGGGACUUUCUUGUACGCUGUUCAUCAAUGUAGAAAUGUUCCCACUCUUACACCUGAUUAUACAAACAGGUUUUUGAGCCAGCCAUUAAUAAAACAUGUGAUUGAAGUUUGGAGAUUUUUUAACUGAAAGUCAAAGUUUUGCUUAAGAGCUGCAAGACUUGUCCUCUCUAGAUAGAUAGAAACAGGGACAUGAUUUGUAUCCCUCCUGUGUGGACAUAAGCUUAUUCGUUGCAUCCGCAUGUGUUGCAAGCACCAGAAUUUAAAAACAUCCCUGAGCUGUUCAAGAUAAAGAUGAGGAGUUUAUUCUGAAAACCUGAAGCUGCAAUCGUGGUGAUGUAUACUGAGUGAAAUGUGCAGAAAUAAGAUAAGCCCUCCAUACAAACCAUUAGUUUGCUGGGUUUUGCAUGUUUUUUAGUAGGGGCGUGCAAUCUGACGAUUUUAGAUCAUAAAGGAUUUAACAAGUGACCAUGAUCUGCCAAAGCACAGAGAUCGUAUUAUGGUCUGUAGAGUGCAUUGUAACCCUAAUAUAUAUCUAAAUAAAAUUCUUACCCUCUCAAAUGAAAAUUUUAGGUUCAAAUUUAUUUUAGAAUGAGAUCAUCCAGUUAAAAUAAAUGUUAUGCUGUUUGUUGUUAAAACUUGGAUAUUUUAUUUCAUUUAUUAUUUCUAUUUUUAUUCAUUUAAUAUUUCAAAAAAAAAAAAGUGAUAUGAAAUUUUUUCCUUAUCGCCCACCCCUACUUUUGAGUUUGAGUUUUAAAUAUAUAGUAUGUAAUUUUAAUGUAAGAAAGGUUCGAGUUCCUGAGUUGAGAGAAAAUGUCAGCUUCAGUGUCAACGGCACAUGUUUGUCUGGCUUCAUUCAAAGUCUAUGUUGUCCCCUUAACUUCCUCUGCUGCUCUACGUCCCACAGAGAUGCACAGAAAAAAAGCAAUAUGGCUGCCAGCAUUGAUGAGGACUUUGUUCCCAAAAUGAGGCUCAGUGCCACAGCCCGGUCAGUCAUUUGGAACUGGUUUGGGUUUUGCAAAGUCAGACCUUCAACAAACCAAAGUCUAUUGUGACAUUUGUUUAAAGGCGGUUGCUGGUAAAGGCUGCAGCAAAUCCACUUUAUUUCAUCAUCUUAAACAGAGGCAUGCAACCGAGUGGGAAAUGCGUCUGAAUGUGAGAUGUACAAGACCACUGCAGCCCACAAACGCUCGCCAAAAAGCAGCCGGCAUUAGCAUGAUUAUUUUCCUGUUGCAUCACGUUCGAUGGAGGAGCUUUUUCUGAUGCAGCAUAUACGGUACAGUGGAAAGGACUGGCUUUACUGUCAUGCUAUGGAGCCCAGGUAUGUGAAUCGACAGGGUGCACAGUGUCAAUAUCAAAAUAUACUUUGCAUGAGAAAAACAAGCAAGAAGAAAGCUUGCAACAAGAAAUACCACAUUCAUCCAAUACCCAAGAAUCAACCUUACGUAGAGAGAGAGGCUUGACCACUAACUCUGCAAACGUCAACCAGAUGCACCGACAAGAUAAACAGAGAAAUGAGAAAAUAUCCAUCUUUAAGGGUCAUUGAUUAACAGUUGUUUCAGGUCUUCGGAUGAUUACUUUGCAAAUCCCAAACAGCCACUGCAGCUUUACUUUCAUGUCUGUGAAAAAUCAGCGGUGCUCCCUGGGAAAGGCCGUGAUCCCAUGUGAGAGGAGCUACAGUAUAGAGGGCUCAGAGAACAACCCUAUAGCCUGCUGGCUCUCCGCCCUGCAUUGAGGAAGUGGGUUUUUUUUCUUUCCGCUUCCUUCACAGACAGAAGCAGUUCAAGUGUAUCCCACAGGCGCUGCAGACUCUCAACUUUUCUAUUUUUUACCUUCCUGUAUUGUUUUUGUAGCCUUCACCCCUAAUGUCAAUUUUCAGCCAUGGCCCAGAUACCCUGUACCAGUCUAGUGCAAUCUGGAUCAAGGGCUCCUUUCAUAAGGCCCGAGUUAGCCCGUGCUAAUCACAUUCUACCGUAUCAACCAGACGAGUACUAUUUUCUAUAAAUAACGCAAGCUGCUUUGCUGCUGUCAGAUGCUGCACUUUCAUUUCCACUUAACCCCUUACAAAGAGAUAACUAUGCACGCUCAGACAACAGAAGUUUGCAUAGUGGAAGCCAUAUCUUUGAAUACUUCUCAGUCAAAAUAACUACUGAGUAUUUCUAAAAACGAGUUUGGUCUCAUGUGUUUUCUCAGCUGGCAAGAGUGACUGCAAUAUCAGGGCAAAUGUCUCUGCUGAUUUUAUCACAUACAGGCUUGGAUUAUUAUAAAAAAAAGGUCUGAUACUUUUUUAAUAUUCUGGAGAAAAAAGUCAGAAUUCUGAGAUAAGUCAGAAUUCUAAGAUUAAAAAAAGUCAGUGUUCUGAGAUUAAAGACAGAAUUCUGACUUUUUUUCCUCAGAAUAAUAAAAAAAUUCUGAGAUAAAAUUCUGAGAAUUCUGAGUUUAAAGUCAGAGUUCUGAGAUUGAAGUCAGAAUUCUGUCUUUAAUCUCUUAAUUCAGAUUUUUUUUCUCUUAGAAUUCUAACUUUAUUCUCCAAAUUCUGACUUUAAUCUCUGAAUUCUAACAUAUGACUCAGAAUUCUGACUUUAAUCUCAGAAUUCUGACUUCAAACUCAGCAUUCCCAGAAUUUAAUCUCAGAAUACUGACUUUUUUUUUCUUAGAACUCUGACUUUAAACUCAGAAUUCUCAGAAUUAAAUCUCAGAGUUCUGACUUUUUUUUCUUAGAAAUCUAACUUAAAAUUUAGAAUUCCGACAUUAAUAUCGGAAUUCUUAGUUUUUUUCUAAAAACACUGACUUUAAAGUCAGAAUUCUGAUUUAUAUAUAUAUAUAUACAUACAUACAUAGGACCUUUUAAUUUUUCCCCUAGUGGCCCUAAUCCUCUUAUAUAAUGAUGACACUCAAGAUAAUUAAUUUUUUUAAGGAAGGAUCAUUUUAACCAGAAACACUGAUGGCCACCCCUCUGCUUUCAAGCCACCAGACUCCAUUGACAAAAACAGUAAUUUAAGCUCUAUAAUGAAAGUUAUUAGCAUGUGUUAUUGUCCUGCGUUUAUCAGAGUUUAAAACAACAAUCACACAACAGUACAGUAUUUCUCAAAAGGAUUGAGGGGAAGUGAAGCAGUCAGCUGCAGCAAUAUUCAAACUUUAGACCACAAACUAAAGGUUUUAUAGGACAGGAAUUUCCCCCUUAGGCUCCUUUUUGACCAUUUGUCUAUUAUUUUAAAGUUUCACAAGGCUCCACUGUUUAGUUAUGGGGUUGUAACAACCCAAUUAGGUUGGUUAAAUUGUAGGAAUUUGGGUCUUUUUGAAGCUUAGAGACAUUACAAUCUGCUAAUUUGUUCCCAACACUUUCUAAACCAGAAGUAGGCCACUGGGUGUUAGUUGGCCACUAUGAAAGAACUCGGAGACCUUUUGGAAACACACCCAGACAUCUCAAUCUCUGUCCGCUUCUCUCAGAAUUUUCACUCCAUUAUAAUUUGCUGGUUUUGACCCUUUUCUCACCUUUUGCAGAGCUUUCUGCGCAGCUCCUCUGUAAUUUAUCCAUCAAAACUAGAUUUCAUUAGUGGUCCAGCAUGCUCAGCGGUUUGUUUUGUGUAUGAAUACAGAGGUCAGAGAGCCGGUAUUACCAUUGACUGCCGUCUCUAUGGCAACAGCGCUGACCCAGGUGGCACUUAGGUUACAGGGAAAGGGGUCGUAACAGGGAAGUGGUUUCCUGGCUCUCACUGGGAGAGUGAAGUGGGAAUCUGUGACUGGUUCUGCCCUCUGGACUUUCUAAUUCUCUUUUGCACAGAGGAAGCCGCGGGGAUCAUUGCCAGGCUGCAGAGUCACAUGUCCGCCAUUCACACACAGGCCCACGCAUUUUGAGAUUUCUGAAUAAGUCCAGCCGGCGUUUUCCAAGCUUUUCAACAAUUUCGCUGCUGUCACUCCACGCUCUCCUUGAAUAAGUAGGCUAAGAUAGAAGCCUCCGCCAAGAGCUUAACAUGUCUGGAAAUCUCCACCGAAGAGCUCUGAACUUUGGUAGUUUAGAAGUGAGGGGCUCUUGAUGGACGGAUGAUUAUUCCAAUAACAUGUAGGUCAGUGGAUAAGCUUAUCUGUGUUGAAGGCAGUCCGGUUCUCAUUAGUGUGCUGCCCUCCAGAUUACUCUCAUGGGCUUCAGACAGCCAGCCCAGCACCGCCGUCGUUAUCCUGCCGCUUUCACUUUUUUCUCCCUUGAAGGAGAACUUUCUGUUCUUGGAGGAAAACAAAGUAGAAACUACGCUGUCAUUGCACAAAAAAACAAGGGGUCGAAAAAUUGUAUCCACUCCUCUCAUAAAACAGGGAAGGACUUUUACAGCCUAAGCAGUUAAGUGCACAAAAAGCUUCAUCUGUGUGCAGCAUAGCGGUGCAUAAACUCCUGCAUUAACAGAGUUUUAUGCAUUAUGCAAAUCGGAAAGGAAUUAUGCAUGCUUUAAACAUGUACAUUUGCUGGUUUGUUUGCUGAGAAUCACAAGCUGCAAACCCGGUGGGAUUGGGUAAACUGAAUCUUACCUCCUGUAAAGAUUGUUUAUUUUGAAGGAGCGUGGUAGCACCUACACGGGCUAUAGGAGGACAUCAUGCAGGGCCUGCAGUUGUUUUUGUUUUUUAGCACGAAGGCAGAAGUUUAUCGUACCAAAAUGUCCCUCUUUGUCUGGCUAUAAAUAGUUUUGUGUUUAUAGUUUAUGGAGAGCAAAGGUGUUAGAAAGUGUACCAUACACUAAGAGAGUCCACACUCGCAAAUCUGAAAUCCUGCAAAAUCUCUGCAGCCAAUGUGACUCAGCAAUGGUGGAUGAUUGUGAGAAGAGAUGUUGUUUUUCAGGUUAGAUGCUCUUAGUUUCUUACUUACCUGUAUGCAUCACACCUGUCCAAAUCAUCUCCUUUUCAGCUCAAUUUUGGUACAUGUCAUAGGACACACUAGGGCUGGGCAAUUAACCGAAAAUUUACAGAUACCGAAAUUUACGACAAUAACCGACAUCAUUUUGCUCAUAUUGGUAUAUUUGGUGUCAAAUAAACAAAUAGAUACAUAAAAGUUGGUUUUGGAUGUGUGUAGGUAGGCUAUGGUCUCAUGUCCCUUUAAGACGCUGUCCUACGUCAGAGACGUGACUCCACCCCAUCCAGUCUGUAACAAAGAGGGAAAGACAGGUGAGGAGAUGGAGGACGGUUCAAAAGUUGUAGCAGCUGGAGCGGCGGCUGAAGUAGACAAAGUUAAUCUGGGAGGGGAUGAGCAGCUUGUGGAGUAGUUAUCAUCCAUUUAUCGUUAUCAAGGUGAACUGCUCAAUAUAUCGUGAUAUUGAUUUGUGGCCAUAUCGCCCAGCCCUAUUAACAGCAGGUUUGCACAGUUGAAUCACGCCACUUUUUCAGUCCAACAGAAGGGAAAACCGAUCCCUGCAUUAUCUGGGUGCUACUUUCCCAAGCCGAAUGAGUGACCAUCAAGACCCGACAUCUGUGUAUUUUUACACAAUGGUAAUGUUACCACAAAAGUCCCCUUUUCCCCAUUUCUUUCUGCAGCUGGGACGAAGAAGAUGAAGUUAAUGUGGGAGGGGGUGAGCAGCUUGUGGAGUAGUUAUCGUCCAUUUAUCGUUAUCGAGGUGAACUGCUCAAGAUAUCAUGAUAUUGAUUUGAGGCCAUAUCGCCCAGCCCUAUGUUAGAUGCUCUUAGUUUCUUACUCAACUUGUCAACUCAAUCACACCUGUCCAAAUCCUCUUCUUCUUGGUUCAGUUUUGGGACAUGUCAUAGGACACACUGCAUGUAUUCCAGCCACAGAUUCAUAGGUCAGACUCUUUUUUUCUAACGUGAAUCUAUGCUCCUUGUAGACAUGCUCAAAGUUCCUGAAAAUUGCCCGAAAUUACCCAGGCAAGCAGAAACAGACGAAUACUUUCACCAGUAUUUUCACACAAUGCCCCCUGUCAUUAAUUUUGGGUUAUAAACAGGGAAAAGUUUACUGACACGUCAUCCUCUGCUUCAUUGUGGCGUUGUUUUGAUUGUGAUAGAGCCAAGAAACAAUCCUAGAAAAUCACCAGACUCGUCCUUCCAUUACUCACAAAUGACCAGAAACCACAAUGAGUCACAUUUCCUAUCAUCUCAGCCAGUUUUCAGUACAUAAUAUAUGCUGAAGUGAUAACCUUAGAUUGUAAACAUGACAGAUUUUACACCUUCAGUGAAUGUGCCCAUGCAUUCGGCUCAAAACAACCCUAUACCCAAGUACAGCCUGUCUGGACACUCUCAUCUUCUGUCCAUUAAACAUUAUCACUCCUUAAACUGGGAGAUUAAAUUCUUCCACCAGCUUUAAUGUCUUCACCACGUCCACUUUACUCUCCUCGUUUUACUCUUCUUGCUGCGCCCUUGUUAAUCUUUCAAACUCUUUACGUCUCCUCCUCCUCCCACAGUAAAGGUUUUUCUCUGGAUGUUGUAUCCGCUCUCGCCGUGCCUGAUUGCUUUUUCUUGCAUAACUCACAAUAACCCACCACCACCCACUUUUUCUCUGUUUGUUAACCCACAUCCCACUGCCUCUCCUCCCACUCCGGAUAGCAUGCGUCAUUCAUACGCGCUCAGCUCUCGUUACUCUGGGUGAACGGAGCCAAGCCCUCUGUCAUCCCCUCUGGUGAUAGACCAGAUUACUCAGAGUAUUUAUACAUGAGCUGCCUGCUGCUGCUGCUCCAGCAGGGAGAGAGAGUGGGCGGCUGACAGGCCGUGGGUUGUGCUUACCUCAUGUGUGAGUGUGGGUGUGUGCAUACAUGAAGCUCGUUUUAAUGAGUUGGAGAUAGAGAGGUUGCUGACCUUUCAACUUUGCACUGGUUUUUUCGGUUCUCUCUGGAAAACUGGCUUUAUUCAUGAAAAAUUGAAGCGCUGAGAGUGUUUCUUUUUGAUUUUAGCACGACCUCUUUUUUUAGUAUCAUAACUAAUCAAAACUAAAACCAAUUGCACAACUUGGUGGAGGCGAGAUUCAUUGAGCUCAGUUAUUUUUUUAAGCUUUCAUGAUUUUAUCAAAACCUGAUGAAGGCAGGAUAGCCAACAGCGAUUGCAGAUUAAAUCUCAGCAUGUUGGAAAGAUAUGUGUGGUGUAUUUUCUUUUUUUAUGUUGAUAGACUUGCUGAAACUGUCUGCAGCAGCUCCUUGUGUACCGCACUCUUCCUGGCUGUAAGAAAUCGUAGAAUCAUGACUAAUGCCAUGGGAGGCUAUUAAGUCAUAUUUUUAAGCUGCUGCAAAAAUAUUCCCACCUACUUUGCACUCUCCAGAAAAAGCAUCUUUGUUGAAAUAUGAGCAAACAUUCCCAAAGUCAUAAUCCAAAAAGUUAGAUAUUGUGUUAAAUCUUGGUGAGGACAGAUAUCGAUGGUUUGAUGCCUGCAACAUCAACUAAUUAAGUCAUUUGCAGCAGGUUAGGAACAGGAUUUGGGAAUGCGAAGGGUUUUGAGAGGUUCAGUGUCUCAGACGUACAGAUAAGAGGAGGUUCUCCACUGUGAGAGACUGUGUGAGCAACUAAGUCAACAUUUCAGAAUAAUUCCCCCUGUGUAAAAUUGCUAACAAUUUGAGGGUUUUAUCAUCUAAAGUCGAUACUAUCAUCAAAACAUUUGGAGAAUCUGGACAAACUUCUGAAUACAAAGUAGGGAAACUGUCCUGUGGUCCAACAAAUCAAAAAUUUUCCUUCUUUUUGGAAAUCAAGGAUGCUGUUUCCCCUCUGUGCAGUUUCAGGCUACCAGUAGGAUACUCUAUUCUGUUCUGUUCUGUUCUGUUCUAUUCUUUUCUAAACUUUUCUAUUCUGUUCGAUUCUUUUCUAUUCUACUCUAUGCUAUGCUAUGCUAUUCUAUUCUGCUCUGUUCUACUAUAUUCUGCUCUGUUCUAUUUUAUUCUAUCCUGUUAUUUUCUAUUCUAUUCUAUUUGGUUCUAUUCUAUUCUGUUCUGUUCUGUUCUUUUCUGUUCUAAUCUAAUCUAAUUCUGUUCUAUUCUAUUCUACUCUUUUCUGUACUUUUCUAUGCUUUUACAUUCUAUUCUAUUCUGUUCUGUUCUAUUCUAUCCUAUUCCAUUCUUCUCUGUACUUUUCUAUCCUAUUCCAUUCUAUUCUGUUCUAUUCUAUUCUGUUGUAUUACAUUAAAUUAUAUCAGCGCUUCAUAUUAUUCUUUUAUUUCAUACAACAUGUCACAGUUUCACAGUUCUUACAUCACUCCUGUGUGUUUUUAUUGAUCAUCAUAUCAUGUCACUUUAUCCACAAAUACUUUCAAUCAGUUUCAUUUAUAUAUUCCACUUAUUUUAACUCUAUUUUUUAUUCCAUCUUUUCCUCUCUUACUCUAUUUCUAAUAUUUCUCACUGACUCAGUCUGUGCUGCUCUGGCUCCUAAAUUCCCCCUGUGAUGCUCAAUAAAGUACCAUCCUAUCUCAUCAUAAACCUGGGAAGGAGCCAUUAAUGCUGAACAGUAUAAACAGUUUUUGGAGCAACAUGCGCUGCAAACUUGACAAUGACUUUUUCAGAGAAGACCUUCGUAUUUAAGCAACAACACGUCCAACCACAUUCUGCACAUCACAGCAUCACAACAGCUCCAUAGUAGAAGAGUCUUAAACUGGCCUGCCUGCAGUCAUGUAAAAAAGAAAAAAGUACAACAAAAAAGUAGACCCUGAACUAAUGAGCAGCUGAAGUCCCACGUUUGGGAUCCAUGACCCUGUUCCAACUCUUUAAAAAUGUAAAAAUAUUAAGUUUAAUGUUCGUUUUUUUUUUACACUACUAGCUUUUGAAUUUGAGGUUUGAAUGUUUUAUUUUGACACACUGUCCCACUUUUCUCGGUUUUAGGGUUGUACUUGUAAAAAAAAAAAAAAGAGCAGUGGGUUGUGAACAAUAAACCAUUUUUCGCAGUAAAUCCCUCCUCGUAGCAGAACUUGCAGAAACAUGCGCUCACACCCACACAUAGUCUGCAGCGAGAGUGCAGGUCAAGGCUAUCACAAUUGUGCUGCUCAGUUAUUCAGUCAGGAUACACAGCGAGCGCAGGACUCCGAGAUUAUGAACUGUGGCGGCGUUCAGAUUAGGACGAGGGGGAGGAAAAGUCACAUUCUCUGCAUGCUCGGAGGAACAAAGCCUCUUUUGACCGGCACACAUACCAUGUUAUAUACAGUAUGUGGUGAAAAUGGCUGCCUAUACUUAAAACUCCCUCUAAAGUUUACAUAUGCAGCACUGUAGACAGUUCAGAGACAGGUUUACAGCUCCUGUGAAUCUUUCAAGCUGCAAAGAUUGUCCGUCUUCUUCUAUGUCUCCUCAUUUAGCAGGAGGAGAGUUUUAAUAGUAAAAGGAAAAGGAUUUCCAAAAUGAUUCAUGGCCUACUUCUUUGUGCAUUUUGAUUCCCAGUUUUAACCCAGCUGAGGAUUCAGCAAACCCACGAUAUUAAGCAGCUGCUCGUUCUUUUCCCCACCUAUGGAAAUCUCAGAAGUGGAAAACAGCUUCUUUUCUUUCCCACAAGGAAAAACAGUAAAGGGAAACUUGAAAAUUAACAUUUCAUGCCGAGCUUCUCUGGGAUGCUCUUUUUUAGUGAAACUUCAAAAAGGAAAUACAUUUCUCAUGCUGUUUUUUUUUCAGAGUGCUUGUUCACUGCAUUGUCAGUGAUCAGCUGUAAUCUACCUGCAGAUAUGAGAAUAUACAGACGGCACAAUACUAGAGUGGAAAUAAUGAUGCAAACCCAUGGCUGUUUCACAAGGUCCUUCUGCAGAAGUGGAGAGCUGUGUCUCAUCCACUGACGCUGAAAGCUUUUCCUCUAUUCAUGGCUCACGCCGAGGUCGUCUUCACACCACAUUCUGAAUUAGAUAUUUAUUUUUAAAGGGCAGUUUCCCUAAAAUAAAAAAACACUGAAUCAAACAGUCAUUCUAUAUCAGAGGGAAACUCCUUUAUAUGUCAGCAUAUAUCCUGUUGUCUAUUUUGAUCGUUUACCACCACCCCCAGUCUGGCAAAUAUAGACUCGAACAAAGAGGCUCGACAAAGACUGCCAGCCGCCUACAGCUUUCCAGGAAUCUUCAAUUUGUAUGAAGUUGACCGCUUGAACAACAACAAAAGCAAACACACAAAAUUGUCCUAAAAAGCCUCCGUAUCUUAAAAAUAAACACUGGAUUGUGUUGUAGCCGCCACUUCUAUGACUAAUCCAGCAUGUACACCAGAGUCUGAGUCUUUGUUGCACAAAUCUCCAAUAACAUCUGCAUUAGAGUUUGUUUGUAGGGAUUAUUUUUUAUCACCAAGACUGAGUUUACUUGAGUAUACUGUACAGUAAGAGGGCAGUCACUGUCAUUUUUAAGAGCCACCAAGCUAAAUCUCUUAUUUCAAUAAAUCUAGUUUCUCUUCUGUCCACCUGUAAGGUCCAAAUCUCCCCUCAAUCUUAGCAGGAAUGUCAGUCUUUUGAUCUCAUGAAUCUUUAAUGAUUUUGAGACCGUUUUCUGCCGUGGGUGGAUCAGCCUGCAUUUUCAAGAGAAGCUAGCGUCUCCUGUUAUUUCUUGUGGCAGGUGACCUAAAUAAAGUGACGCAAAGGUCAGUCUACGAACCUGCAGCAUGAUUCUCUAAAUAUUUAACCAAAACAGCUGGUAUUGGCUGAUUGUUGCAGGUUUUUUAGUGGCUGAUGCCAGUGCAGAUAUUGACAGAGCAGCUCAGCGAAUGGCUGAUAGAUGCCACUGAUAUCAUGUUUUUGUUGUGGUUGUUUUUUUGACACAUCAAUCGCAUAUACAUGGUUAUUUUGACGAGAAACAUGUUUCAGAUGGAUUUUAAAUCAACUCACGACACUAUGGAAAAAAACACUGGGCUACGCUGUAGUUGCCAGGACAUGUACAUACCAGAGGCAAUAUUAAGCUGCAUUAUUCUAUAAUUCAUGAGAGAAUACAUAUCAAACACAUGUCAGAAACUGUUAGGUCUGAUCUGCUGUCAUGCAGAUGUUGUACAUAUUGAUGAGGCUGCCUGCAGCAUUUGGAAACUUGGUUUGUUCGAUUUCUCAUGCGUCCAGAUAUCAGCUGAUGCCGAUUAUUUGAAAAUGCCGUAAAUCAGCCCAACUGAUUAAUCGGUCAAUCUGUAGUUUGUGGCUCCUCCUCUUUCCUGCGGUUUCUUGGUAAAGUUCGAAACUGAUUUAGAGCUGCCAGUGAAUGAAAUCUAUAAAUAUCUUCAUCAAAAAAAAAAAAAGGGGGUCUUUUUUAAUGUUUAUUUUCUACGAAGUGUUUUAAAAUUCUUUAAUAUGUUCACGUCUGCAUAAUGGGGUGGGAGAAAAAAAUCGAUACAGCAUAGUAUCGCAAUAUUUUGUCUGGUAAUAUAACAUAUCGUCUCAUUGACCAAGUAUCGAUUUUUCAGAUAUUGCUACUAUGAAGGCAAAUCUAUGAUAAUGGAAAAGUAAAGCCAAAUGCUAAAUCAGCUUAACUGUUAAAAAAAAAGUAUAAAUCGCAAUUUAUUGUAUCACAACACUCACUGUAUUGCAAAAUGUAAAAAAUCGCAAUAAUAUCGUAUGGCCCAUAUGUCACGAUAAUAUCGUAUCGUGGCCCAAGUAUCGUGAUAAAAUUAUAUUGCGAUAAUAUCAUAUCGUGGCCCAAGUAUUGUGAUAAUAUGGUAUUGUGGGGCCCAAGUAUCAUGAUACUAUUGUAUCGUGGCCCAAGUAUCGUGAUAAUAUCAUCUCGUAGGGCCACUAGUGAUUCCCACCCCAACUAUAUAACCAGUAUUUCAGUCGUCAGUAGUUACAGUUUGGUAGGCAGUAGACAAAAAUAGACAAAAUGUUUGAACUCUUUGGUCAAAAAUCCAGAAGUCCUUUUAAAGAAGGAUGUGACGUAUGAGCGGAAACUUUGAGUCUUAGUCAGAGCUGAGUAUUUGCGCCUGCUGGUUGACGUGCCAUGCAUCACUUUGGUCUCGUCAUACUGGAAGUCCAAAUCUUCCUGUUCCUUUUUUUAGCAUAUCAAGAUUGAUUUCUGAAAGUGGGAGGUGAAGACUCAAACAGGGUUCGAGCCACAUUUGAGAGGAGACAGGGGAGUUUGUAGAGGACUAGAGUCCGCUCGUAAGUUCGGCUUCUGCACCACAAUCUGACAGGAUGAUUGUUUUGAGGACAGGAUGAUGGAUCUCAGUUUCUCAUGCUUCUGUGUGGGAGAGCCAUGCCUCAAGAAUAUGUCAAAGCAGAUGCCUACUUCAUCACCACAGGAACCCACACGGAUGGUUUGGUGAAGUCUUGCACACGGAUCCCAUAUGAUUAUUGGCAAAUAAAAAUAACCGAAAAAUAACCUUAUAUCAAGCAUAGUAGACGAUAUAUGCCAUCCACUUUGUUUUGGUUGCUUGUUUGGUUAAGUGAGUCAGUGGCAUCCAUGUGUUUGCUCAAAACAUAUGACAAUUGAGGCUGCUGCAGUCACAUGCUAAUGGUUAUACAGUUACACAGCUCAGAUAUCGAGAUCAGUGUGUGUGUGUGUGCGUGUGUGUGUUUGAAGAGGGAUUAUUUUUAAACUGCACUAAAAUGAUUACAUGUGUGUUACGUAGGAGGUGUGGAGGUAAAAGGGAAGAAGCAGCAGAAAAGAUGCCCACCUCCUCGUCUUUUCCCUCAUCCUACUCCUCGUUCUUAUCUCUGCAUUUUCUCUCUCCAGUGCCUGAGGAUGUCCAAGCGGAGUUUGUUUGUUCGUCUGGUGCCGUGCCGCUGCUUGCGGGGUGAGGAGGAGGCGGUAACAUCGCUGGACUACUCCCACUGCAGCCUGGAGACAGUUCCUAAGGAGAUCUUUAGCUUUGAGAAGACCCUGCAGGAACUCUACCUCGAUGCCAACCAGAUCGAGGAGCUGCCUAAAGUAAGACCAACACACAGAUGUAUAGACACUUUGACUAUAUGCUCUCUAUAAACCUUUAAACUCCAUUAAAGCACUACUUGAAGCCCCGAAUGGCGACUCUCUGCAGUUUAUCAGUCAUUAAAAGCUUGCAUUGUGGGAUUCAUUCAUAUUAAUUUCAAACAGGAGCCUUUGAAUGACCCACUUGAACAAUGGGGCUAUUUAAACUUUAAUAUUAUGCAGCAUUUUCUCGGUAAACAAUUCACUUUUUGAUAAAACUGUGUUAUCUCUUCUCUCCCUGCAACAGCAACUGUUCAACUGCCAGCUUCUCCACCGACUGAGCAUGCCAGAUAAUGACCUAACAGUGUUGCCAGCAGCGAUCGCAAACCUCAUCAACCUCAGGGAGCUUGAUGUCAGCAAAAACAGUAAGCACAACGCCUGCUUUAAUUCAUCGUCUACCUUUACAUUCUCUUCUGAUCUGGGUCGAAUGUACAAGACGGAUUUUUAUUCCCCAGACCACAGCGGUGUUUUUCACUUCUUCUCAGCCCACUCUAAAUCAACUCCAGCCCAGAGAAGUUGAAACUGUUUGUUUCAUAGUUAUUUAAGAGUUCCUCUGUCUGCUGUGUUUUUUCAACAGUGGUUUUUGGAAGGGAUUUUUAGCCUAUACGGUGACUUCCACUACAGAGUCCUUUCUGUUUCUAAGGUGGUGCUGCAUGAGAGCCCAGAGAUUCUGUGAUUUUUUUUUUUUCAGUCCAAGCAAUGUUUCGAAUUUGGAGGAAGUGUUGCAUAUGGGGUUAGAGAGAGUGAUUUUUAGCCCAUGUGGUGUUUCUAGUACAGAGUCAUGUCUGUUGUCUUCAAAGCAGUGCUGCCUGAGAGCUUAGAGAUCAUGGCGUUUACAGUCCAUGCAAUGAUGUCCACUUCAGAGUCAGACCUGUUUCCGAGGAAGUGCUACAUGAGAGUUCAGAGAUCAUGAGUUUUCUUUGCAAUGUGGUGACUUCCACUACAGAGUCAUGUCUGUUUUAAGGCAGUGCUGCAUGAUAGCUCAGAGAUCGUGCCAUUUUUAUUCAACGCGGGGAUUCCUCUGCGGAGUCACGUCUGUUUUUGUGGAAAAUGCUGCAUGAGGGCUCAUAGAUAAUGUGAUUUUUAGUCAGUGCGGUGCUUCCACUACAGAGUCAUAUGUGUUUUUAAGGAAGUGCUGCCUGAGAGCUCUGAGAUUAUGGAAUUUCUAGCCCAUGCGAUGAUAUCCAAUUCAGAGUCAAGUCCAUCUUGAGAGUAGUGCUGCAUGAGAAUUGAGCGAUCACAUGAUUUUUAUCCAAUGCGAGCAUUCAACUUCAGAGUCAUAUCUUUUGUACAGAGAUUUCUCUAGAUUCCUUGAACCCGUAGAUUAUAUUUUAUACUGCAGUUUAUGAAAUCCUAAAAAUCUUUAACUUUUAUGCAGAGGUAUUCAGAUCCACUGUUGUCUCACCCAGUCCUUCACAUGAUGGUGACCCUCUUCCCUGCUUUUUCACAGCUAAAAUGUAACAAACUUCAGCGUUCUGCAACUUGUUCAGUUUUUUGUUUUUCCUGUUCUCACUAUUUUUGAAUGUUUUGAGGGAUUUAAAUCCAUCAAACCAUCAAAAUCUGUUAUUUUUUCCACACAGCAUCCCAACUCUUAUGGAGUCGGGGUUUUAUGUUUGACUGACAGGUUAAUGAGUCAUGUUAACCUCUUGCAUCAGCUCAUGUUGCUGAAACCUGAAAACUAACCCCGCACACUCAGGUUCAGUGACCUGUGAAGUUCAAAUGUGUAACCAUUUUAGUGGUAAUUGUGUUGUUGGUGCCGCCGAUGGCAUCAGUCAGGGGGAUUCAGAUGAAAUUAUAGUCCAAGACUUGUGUAACUGAUUCUGCGUUAAGAUAACUAUAAAGGUGUCACAGCCUGCCUAGUUUACCUCGCGUUACGUCACAGGACUGCUCCACUGAAAGUCCCUGAUAUGAUGGAUAAAGGAAGAAGACGAGCCCAGACCUGCAAAGACAGACAAACUCAGCAACAGAUGAAGUCUGUUAGAGUUGCUUCACACUUUAGAGUGUUGAUAAAGUGUGUGUAUCUGCUUUGGUAUCACCUCUGGUUUGUGAUCCAUAAUUUUGAAAUAGUUAAAUUUUUGUCUUCUGGUGUUUGGAGCCAGAUUUGAACAUGUGUGGAUGAGAGGGUGGAUCUCGGGAGGAGAGAGCAUGAUGUUUUGUUUCUGACAUCUGUUUUUCAUCAGAGUUCAGUUUCUUUGUGUUUGCUUUGGCUUUUUAUGUAGGAAGCCAUCAGUGUGCAGUAAAAAAAAGAGGAGGAGUCAGGAAUGUAAACAAACCGUGAUUGACAGCUUUUGUUGAUGUCUGUAUUAUACCAGAUUCCUUCAUACAAUAAGAGCGCAUGUAAAAGUCUAGUCAGAGAUGUCUUCCCCUCUUUCUUGUUUGUUCGACCACCUCAGGCAAAAAUAACACAUUUCUAUGAACAAGGUGUAUUUGUGGGCAUACAUAGCCCUUUUUUCCCCACAGAAUGACACUGUACCUGUGGCAGUGGGGUUAGAAGUGGAGACUAUAGAGAGUAUUGAGUAGUCGCAUAGUUGUUACAUUGACUUUUCGCUACGGUGGCUGGGAAGUGUCAGGUGAUUUGCAUAUUCAAAACAGUUUCAAAAGAAAAAAACAUGAAUACAAAGAGCGACAACACGAACGCAAAUAAAGACAAUGAAAGUAAACUUACAGUAGAAUCGGAAAUGGGCAACUCACCGCCAGCGUUUCUGACGGACUGUUAUCACUCACUUCAAGUUUGCAAACCGAUAUAUAUCAAAGAGGAAAUUUGCAAGCAAACUUUAGUUGACUUAUUUUUCGUGUUGCAGCUGUUUGCAUUCCUGUUUUUUUUCUUUUGAAAAGCAUUUUGAAUAUGCAAAUCGCCUGAUACUUCCCAGCCACCGUAGUUUGUCUGAUCUGUAACUUAUUCAUAGACGUUUCCCAUCAUUCCACCCUGCUGUUUUCCCUCUGUGUGUCUGUGCUUUUUCACAAUAACACAACUUAUGUUUAGUAAUCUGUCACUUAAUAUUGCAUUACCUUAACAGUAGGAUUCAUGUACAGACAAGGCUUGUUAAUAAUGUAGCAUUAUGAGAUAAUCGCCAAUGCAUCAAAGGGAAGGGAUGUACAGAGGAUCAUUUUCUCUCUCUGUAAAGCAUGUGUGAGGUACUGCAGGUUGUCAGACACAAGGAGUAAAGAGCAACACAAGUAUUCAUCACAUCAUAGCUAUCACAGUUAGUCAAACAUGUUUCAGUGACAUUUUAAGAGGAGGGAGUGUUGACUGACUUCUGACUUUACUGUUUUCUCAUGUUUAAACUCUUCAAUCGGCACAUUUUGUUUCAUUUUUGUUGCAGCAGAUGGAGUCAUCCCCUGCUGGCUUUAAAAAAGAAAACAGCUUUGAGACUCUUCCGCUUUGGUUUCCCUUUUCAGACCUCCGAGGCUACGUGCUCCUCUUAAACAACCACCUAUAGCUCCCAACACAAACUGUGAACGUAUCUGUACACGGUGUUCAGCUCAACUGUCUCGUCAGGAGUUUCACUGAGUGGGAAAGUGACAGCAGUUGUCAAAGUGUGACAUUUACCUUCUUUGAAGAUAAACAUUUGCGCUGCUCGAUGUGACGGAGCGCUUUGUACUGGAAGUCCUUUCAGUUUUUGCCUGUUUGAUGAGAACUUUCCACUGUCAGUGUUGUCCUAGGCUGACAUUUAGAACAAAAACCAGCUGCGAGGUGUCUGACAGGUCUCUGUAAUGACGCCCAGACACAUCAAGAAUCAAUCAGGUGACGCUGCGAUUUGGAAAAACUCGCUCCUGUUGCAGAUUCUAUUUUUUAAAAGAAGGUGCAAUUAUUUAAACUUAUGCAUCAUUGUGCAGUAAGCCAAAAGAAAGCGGUAACUCUGCAGCCUGUGAUUACUGUUCAACCUUGAAGCUAAGCAGGACCGAAAAGAAGCGUGCACGCUCAGCAGAUCCCUUUUAUGGAAAAAGAAAGGUUAAAAGGUAGUUCUAAUAUAAAUGCAUGAGCGCGGAGGCCGCCCAGAUUAAACCUGUGCUUGGAGGAUGAUGUGGUGUUUUCAUGACCUAGAGCUGCAUGUGCCCCGUUGACAUUAAAAGGAGCUUAUCUCCCUCACAAAGCACUCUGUGUUAAGUGUUGUGGACACAAAACAAAGAGGGUGGAAAUAAACCUCAAGAGUCUGCCACAUCCUUUUCCCCCUGCAGUUACAGCAUCACGGAUGUUUUGUGAGAAUUUGUAGAUUAUUACUCUUUUUUUUAGUUUCCUCUCGAUUGUUAAUUUUUCGCUUCAUCACGAUUACUCUUAUGUGGUUUUAAAGAAAGGGAAAAGGGCAACAGAGCUUCCUGCUUGGUCUCACAGUCACAAAACAGUCUUGUCUUUUUGCUUUUAUAUUUUGUACCAAAUGUCUAAAAAAAAUAGUCCAGAUACUCAACACAUAGAUGUGCACUGAAACCUUACAUUUUCUCUCUAGGUAUCCAGGAGUUUCCAGAAAAUAUCAAGAACUGCAAAGUCCUCGCUGUUGUAGAAGCAAGUGUGAAUCCCAUUUCCAAGUGAGUACUGCAGACUUUAAUUUCCACCAGAAAUUAGCUCAGUUUUUAUUCAGUUUUGCACACUGUUUUUUUCUGUUAUUGAAUAUUCUGGCGUUACACUGACUCUCAGUAAUUCGAUUUUUUUUCUCUUUGUUUCUAAUCUGUUUUAUUUCUUAUUGUGCAUGCAGAAAAUUGAAUCCCUAUCUCCUGUUUACAGUUGAUUUUAAAAGAAUUCUGCUGUAAUAAAGUGUUGCAUAAACUUUUUAUUUUAUUUAAAUGUCUAAUUGAUCGAUCGAUGUGUUCACAGGCUCCCUGAAGGCUUCACUCAGCUCCUGAGCCUGACGCAGCUCUACCUGAACGAUGCCUUCCUCGAGUUCUUACCGGCCAGCUUUGGCAGGUCAGUUUGCCCCCCCCUUCCCCCUCGGGUUGGAUUAGAGUUUCACUCAAGCUGUACAAAGUGUGCACUGAAGCUGUAGACUGUGACUCUGAGAGUGGACUGAAACUUGAAAGAAUUGCACAAAACAAACUUGUACAUUUGAAACAGUUGCACAGCUUGAAAAGAAAAAACUAGUCAGAGAGAUUUGCUCUCACGCUAUCAUCCACAGUGGGACCAGGUGACAUACAGGAAAGAUAUUGAUCAUGAUAUAAAUUCCCCUAUGUCAUUUUGAAGUUUCGGACUUAAACGAAGUCGGUUUCUGUUUAUUAUCACUCAUCACAUCAUAAAGGAGACUACAGCGGUGUUUACAGCAGGAGCUAAUGAUGCAUUAAACAAGAGAACCAGAUUGUAACUUAUAUUUACAUUCAUUUUACAGCAUCAGUUUGAGAGCUGCUUAAAUCAAUAUUUGUGAUGGAGCAGUGCAGCUCUUAUUCGCUCACUUACAUAGCCCUAUUGUCUUCACUGUCAAAGGAAAAUGCUUUUAUAUUUAAGUGCUUAACACCGUCAACUCAGUUACAAACACAGUAGAGAUGCGUUUUGACCACAGGAACCAGAUUUAUUCCUCUUUAAAGAACUCUUUAAAGCUCCUGAUUAGGGGGCAGUGCUUUCCAGUGGUCCAGAGACUUUGGGAGGGAGGCCCAAAUUUCAUUUACAUAAAAAAAACACAGGCUGUUAAUUUACAUACAAGGUACUAGUCGCAUAGACACACAAAGAAAGGAGGGAAGAGAAAUUCUUGAUUAUAUCCCUCAUUGCCUAAUGUUGUCUGAUCUGUCAGACUAUGUCUAUACAUGAAUUUUGACUUAUGAACAUAUGGACCUGUCUUUAUCACCAGAACUAGAGCUAAAACCAAAAUACUGAGCUGCAAAUAUCAAAACCAGUGAUUCUUAAACGUUUUUUUGGUGUCACAAUCCCUCAAAUGUAAUGCCAUAGGUGUUCGUGAUCUCUGUUGGACUUCUAUGUAAAUAGAGUGAAAUACUUGCUAGAGUGAGUAUGCUGCCAGUCUGAAACAAAGCAUAUUACUGGCACAAGCAGUUUGAUUUAAGAUAAAUUAUCCAGUCAAAUAGUAGGUGUUCAUACUUGAUGUUUCUGGCAAAUCCCUGAAUUUCUCUCGCUCCUCCUGUUGGGUUUAUCACCCCAGGAAUUAUAUCAAUAACUGUUUUUCAAUCACCUUUUUUUCCAUGUUGUAGAGGAGACUUUGAGCAGGAGUACAGAGGGUAAAACAGCGACACAGACAUAAGAGGCUGCAGCUGUAUAAAAUCUACACACCACCAUGCAGUGGAUGUAAACAUCUUCCUUUAGUUUUAUGUGGCUCUUCAUUCGAUGAAGAAGUCUUCUUAUAUGGAUUCAGGGUAAAAUAAACAGGUCUUCACAUUGUCAGAGGUGUUUAGAGGUUUGGGUAGGAGUCCUUGGCAGGGCAUUUAACCUCACCCUGCCAUCAGUGUGUGAAUGGGUGAAUGUGACAUGUAAUGGAAAGUUAGCUUUUACUAAACCUAAAACAGUGAUAUAUUUAUGAAGCACUAAAACCAAGAAUUCUGGUAUUUUAACGCUUUAUUAUUGUCUGUCUCCUCUUAUUAGUUAUGCUUGAUCAAUUAGCUGUACAUUAAUGAUUUGCUGUAAGACAUAGUUAUGUCCUCAAAGGCAACAAACAACCGGUCUCUUAAAACCAGCAGUAUCACUGACUCUCUUAUUCUUUAAAGACUUCUUAUGACGCUGAACAUGUGACAGACACUGCACCGAAGGCACUCACCCUCACACUACUGUCUUUAUUAUGGUCACCCUGCUUUAGUACUACAGAGGUCCUACUUUGUUCUUAGAAACAAACUAACUCAGAACACCGCGUCACGUAUCUGGUUAGUGGCUGACAGGCAGAGCGGUGGAAAUUAUAGCUCGAAAAGCCGUCAACAUAAAACCACCGUAGGGCUGAAUGAAGGUUUCCUCUCUUCAGGAGUCAAGUAUGACAAAUACAGGGUGCAAACUAACACUUAGAGUACAAUAAAGAAAGGUUAGUGCAUUAUGAAGAUCAUAUGUUGAGUAGUACAAUUGUAAAGUGUUGCUGUUUGUCCUCACUUAUAUUUUCACUUUGUUGCAGGUUGACUAAACUGCAGAUCUUGGAGCUGAGAGAGAACCAGUUAAAGAUGUUGCCAAAGUAAGUUGAUUUUACUUUAUAUCACUUAAGAAAUUAAACUUAGGUUCAGUUAAACUGGAUCAUAGCCCUAAUGUUUGGACUUGAGCAGUGUUGAUAUGGUUUUAUUGAACUCAAUCAGCCUGGUGGGUUUUGUUUAAGUCUCAUGUUUACCUAGUUAGUACUUUUAACAUAGUUUUGGAUAGGGGUGUCCUGAUACAACUUUUUUAAUUCUGAUAAGAUACCAAUAUUGUUCCCUUCAGUAUUGGCCGAUACCGAUAUUGAUCCGAUAUUUUCAUGACAAAUUUUGCACUCAGCUGCAAUGUCUUUUUCGGACUUGAACGAAGAAUACUGCCAGACAGCCGACAUCAUUCCUACUCCUUGCUACUUUGUUAGUACCUUAGUACUCACUGUUGUUGUGAUCACGUGGGCUCUACAUGCUGGAUAGAGAUGCCAGAGUGGAGUCUGAAAUGGACUGCUUGUAUCAGAGUGCUGAUACCAGAGAUUUUAGAUGCAGGCCGAUAUAAUCCUGUAUUUGUUUUUUGACUGAUAUCUGAUAUCAAUAUCGUACUGGGACAGCCCGAGUUUUUGAUUCCAUCCAUGUAUACAGAGCUGACAGAUUAGUGAAAAGUCAUGCAGAGAGAUUUCCAAUCCUGGCAAAGCUGGAGCUUGAGAGUGACACCUGACCAUGUGGAUUUUAUCAAGAAGAACAAGGAUGUAGAAAUCUGGACGCUGUAAGACUAAAACAGGACUAUUUUUCUGUUGCGGCACUUCUGGAUUUAAUCAUUUAAGCUUUGCUCAAUAUAUGCGUGGGGAUUAUUUUACGAGCCUGCUCCGCUUGUUGAUAUUUGGCAGGUUGAACGAUUUUGAGGCGUCUGUGUGUUCUGCAGCUUUGCAAUACCAUCAGUUAUAGUCGGCGUGUUUCUGUGGAAAUAUUUGGAUUUCUCCUCUCCUCGUUUUUGUGUUGUGAUCGUUAUCAUCCUCCGAAAGCACGUUAUUGAUCAUCCUCUAUUCUCAGCUAACGACUCCAAUUUUAACUCCAGCAUACAGAUUUAGAUUUUUCAUUCUCACUUCCUCGUUAUCUUUCCCCUCCCCCUCUGCCUUGUCCUCCAAUCUUCCUCUUUUUUUUCAUUUUUUCAGCACAUUCCCUCCCCACCCCUCUAACUGUAGUAUUAAAUUCCACUGUGUUACAUAAGAGCCCCCUUUCUUUGGCUGCUUGCUGUGGCAGGUUUUAUAAUCCUCCGCCGAGACAGCGCUGAGGGUUAUUUCACCAUCCGAGAAGUGCCACUGGGAGACAAAAACCGUCCCCCAAAUAUUUGAGAAAGCUCCAGGUGAUUGUGGGAGAAGUUGCUUUCUCUUUCUCUCCUCUCUCUCAUGCGUCACUCGCUGUACCAUUUCUCUUUUGUCCUUCCCAUUUCCCCGGUAAAAACUGCUUCCCCACUUUGCCUUUUUUGUCCUCCCUCAGAGUUCUGUUAUCGCUCACUUUUCUUUCUCUCAUUUUUGACCGACUGACAGACAGACAGACAGACAGGAUCUGCCUGUGCUGCAGCUCUGAACAGAUCCCCUCUCUCUCCCCUGCUGUGUUUAUGUGACAGAGGCCAGAUCCGUUAAAGGCUGGAGUGCUGACAAAGAAAGCGACUAAUGAUCGAGAGCGUUGCCAGAGCGACACACAAGCAUUUCAAAGAUGUAAACAAAUGUGUGCGUGCACAAAGGGGCGCAGCAGAAGUCCUUUCAGGGCGUCCCACAUACAAAGUGCUGCCUCUUUUCUCUCACACACGGAGCACAUGCAUGAACCGUAUGUUUCUCUGAGUUUUAAAGAAGGAUGCUGCAUUCCUCACAACUCCGGGUCAAAAGUCUAAGUGUGAAGCGGCUCUGUAGUCGAGCCAGCGCCGCUCAUUCGUACCUACCCCCUUCAGCUCACAUGGGGGGUCGCUGGUGUUCUUGCCAACUUUGAGGUAAGAAUGUGACAAAGUUGGCUGCGGCUCAAGAACAUCCCUGUAAUGAUUUUCACAGUGCAGCAAGCACUUACAACUCUAAAGGGCUUAAAUCAUAUCUGUAAUUUGUGCCGCGUGUCUUGCAUUCUCCUUUUAUGAGCACCAUUGAAAAGUAAAACAGACUGCGAUGCCGAAGUGUCAGUGGGCCUCUUCUUUCCACUCCUCUGCUGUAUCUCACUCUUGUUUUUGAGAGUUCAUGCCCGCUGUGAGAGGAUCAGCGUUUCUGUUCCCAAACACUCUUCUGUACAUCUCCAUUUCAUCUACGUUCACAGUCCCGCUCAGUUUGAGGUUCGCUUCAAGUAACAUUUUGUUGAACUUGUGUUUCCCCCCCUGAAGAAACUUUAAAACCAAACAUACUAUACAACUAUUAAAACAAAACAUAUUUACAGUUCAUGCAGCCUGCUGUGAAAGUUUGAGGGAUUUCUGGAGAAGUGGAGUCGCUGUGUGAAAAUACCCCAUAUAAGGAAAGAUUUGAUGCUCUUUUCACACAGUUAUAACCUGUAAUGAGUGUUAAGUGAUGGUGUUUGUGCUGGGGUGAAUACGAAAGGCUAUUUUGGCCGUACCACUUUGGCUGAAAAAGAUGUGAUUAUCAGUUUAUGUUUUUUUUUCUUGCUUUUAUUCCGCUAAAAUUGCAAAAUUCAAACAAUCAAUCUACGUGUUACAGAAACGGUUUAGAGGAAUACCUUUAAACAAAUUCAAACAAUAGAAAAAGAAUAAGGGGAUUGUAGAUAUUGCAUUUAUUUAGUAGAGAUUUCCCGAUACAAAAUUAAUAUUUUGUAUCAGUCCGAUAUCAGCAAAAAAACCCACUAUACUGGAUUAUAUCAGACUGCAUCUAAAAUCUCCAAUACAAGCAGUCCAUUCCGGACUCUGCUCCAGCACCUCCAUUUAGCAUGACUCUACAUGAUCCAGCACGUAGAGCCCACGUAAUAGAAACAACAGUGUGUACUAAGGUAUUAACAAAGUAGCAAAGAGUAGGAGUGAUGUCGGCCAUGUGGUGGUAUUUUUCGUUAAAUUUUCGAAAAAGCCGUUGCAGUUGAGUGCAUAACUUGUCAUAUUCAAUUUUGUGUCAAUAUUGGAUCAAUAUCAGUAUCGGCCAAUACUAAAGGCUGCAAUAAGGGAUGUCCCGAUACAGUAUUGAUAUCAGAUAUCGGUCUGAUAUCAGCAAAAAUUCAAAUAUCGGAUUAUAUCCACCUGGGUCUAAAAUCUCCGAUGUCAGCGCUCCGAUAAAAGCAGUCCAUUCCAGACUCCGCUCCAGCACCUCUAUUUAGCAGCACCCAGAUCCAGCACGCAGUUUUUGCCAAUAUUGAGUCAAAAUCAAUAUCGGCCAAUACUUAAGGCCACAAUAUCUGUAUUGUUUUGGAAGUAAAAAAGUAGUAUCGUGUUGAUAUCUGAUACGCCAAUAUUUUUUAUGAUAAGGAUACAUACACUUUUCUGCCAAGUUUACGAAAUCAGCCUUUAGUUUGAACCAUUCAGUGGGGACCGUGAGACUCUGACCUGGAUGUGGGGGAGAAAACUCUUCAGCAAAGGCUUAGAGCUCGCAUACGUCAUCCAUUUUCCAUUAUUUGAAGCAUAUUUCUGUCACGCCUGAGAGCUCAAAGGUAUUUAUUUGCUUGUAAAAUGAUUGAGCUAAGCGAGUGAAGCUUGGGAAUCGAAUAUAUAACAUGAAAACAGACAGUAAAUCUUUUUCUCCUGGCUCGCGUUUCAGAGCGCACGGCCCACUUAGCCGAUAAUCCUCAUUGUCCCUUAUGCCUGAACAAAAAGGGGUCAGUUUAGUGACACUCCACUUGUGAAAACAUAUUUUUUAUGAGUCCAGUGUGAGGAGUGACAUAAUGGUUAGGGAGUGAUGUGAUCUCCCUGCUGGUUUGAAAUAUCUCACACCCUGUCUGUCCUGUGUCUGCAGGAGCAUGCAUAAGCUCACGCAGCUGGAGAGGUUGGACCUGGGGAGCAAUGAGUUCGUUGAAGUGGUGAGUAUCUGACAGGCAGUCUGCUGAUGCCCAGGGCUACCUACCUUUCUGAUGGUGACCUCACCUCCUCUGUCCUUGAUCUGUCCUCUUUCCUACUUGUUCAGUUGUUGACAUGGAGGGGGGCUUUUUUUCUGAAAGGGGGACUUCUAUUCCUCUCUAUUUUAAAUUCUUGACCCUUUUCUUACAGAUCUUUGUUCAAGUGCAAUAUUGAACACACAGACAUUUUUUACAGACAUUUCAGUUUGUAAACAUGGGGGUUGCUGGUCUGUCACUGCCUCUGGCCCUAUUAAGUGUUGGGUUCAAACCAAGCAGUUAAAGCUCCAUAAUGAAUGACACAAAAACAGAAACAAACAAAUAGGUUAAUAUGGCAUUAAAAUAGGAAUCCGUGUGUUCAGUGAGAUAUUGGAGUUGAUGUUCUUCCUUUACUCCUACCGUUAAGUUUUUGAUAAUUUACGUCACACAACAAAUGUGUUGGAUUCAAACCGAGCAGAUAAAUCACCAUACUCACCUAAACAGGUAAACAAGCACAGUUACAAAUACACAGGAGUUAAUGAUCUACCACAGUCUCUACUGAUAUGGCAAAUUUACGUGCAAAAAUAGUGGUAGACCGGUAACUCCUUCACUUUGCAAGUUAGAUUUAUGGGAGGUGCUGAUCUAUACAUGCUUCUGUUGUGAGGAUUUUGGUGUAUUUAUGUCACAUAAACAUUUAUUUGAUUUAAACUGAUUAUUUAAAGGACCAUAAUCACAUAAUCCCACAACCUAAACCAGCUAAUAAAAUUUUUGGUAGAUCAACAAGUCCUCUGCAUGUUGGGUUUCUGCUGAGUUUCCUGUCCAUUGCUGCAUUUUUGGAAAAUUCAUUCCGAACAAACUGUGUUGGAUUCAAACUGAGCUUUCAUUUCACCAGAACUGCACAACAGUUUAAGGAAGUGGUAGAUCAGCACUUUUUGUGUUGCGGAAGAAAAGAUUCAUUGGAGUUUCUGUUUUACCACGGCGAUAAUUAUGUUUUUGGUAAAUCUGUGUCUUAGAAACAUUGUGAUUGAUUCAAAGUACUUCAGUAACACAGUAACGCAGGCAAACCAACCCAAGAAAAAAAGUGGUAGACUACCAAUUAACUACCGGUUUACUGCAGAGCAUUCAAAAUAACAAAAUCACGCUAAAACUGCUGCAAAACAACAAAUUAAAAUCAGGGUAGACAAGCAACUCCUGUGCCCUGCAAAUUAAAUUGACAGGAGCUGCUGAGCUACUAUUGCCUCUAGAAUUUAGAACACAAAAAUAGUAUAAGAGUAAUUACACAAACCAACAACAUAUGAAGACAGUGGUAAAGCAGCAACUCCUGUGUCAUUUGUUUGUUGCAAAGAGAGAAAUAGAGCUGCUCUUUGAGGCUUUUAAAAUAAUGUCUUUGACUACAAGUCCACCUUAGGGUUCCUUUUAUCUACGUAGGUAGACAUUUAUGAUCCUGACAUUUGCCAAAAGAAAGGACUGUGAUUUGGAGAUUUGCCUGAGAGUACAAUCCACUGGAGCAUCCCAAAUGAGGAAUAAUGUAAAACCAGGGCUCAGGUUUAAAAUACCCGAGUUCCCCUGUUGGCAUUUAUAAUCACUGGAAGAGCCUGCUUUCACCAAAACGUGCUAAUCACGCCGAGUGGAGGAAAUGGCCUCGUGGUUAAUUGUUUUGCACAUUUAAAAGUGAAGCAUGUCAUCCUGUCCCAGCCCAGCAGGCGCACACACUCACGUGCAUCCAUAAAAACACGUUAUAUCUCUAUCACUUAACCUCCUUUCUCCUCUUUCUGUCCACAGCCUGAGGUGUUGGAGCAGCUGACUGGAAUCAAGGAGCUGUGGAUGGAUGGAAACAGACUGACAUUUUUACCUGGGGUAUGUCUCUAAUUCGUUCCCUGACACACUCACUCUCCACGGCUGCCGCCCAAAACAUCAUCUUCAGAUUAUCUCCUUUGAUUUUAACUCGUGUUGUCUGCUUAAAUCUUCUUCAAACCGGACCGCCGUCAGUUCGCAUCAGACUUUCAGGCCUCUGAAAACCAGCAGAGAAGUCGCAGCUUAAAAAAAUGUUUUUCUCCUGAGAUGAUCACAUGACUGUUUUACAGGUUAUUGAUGUCCCAGUUACAGUAAUUAUUUUGCUUUAACUUAAUUAAUUAACAAUGAUGUUUUGAUAGUCUGAAUGUGUUAUUAGGGAUUCAUUUUUCAGCAGCUUAUUUGUAACUGGGUCAUAAUUGGAGCAUUUGUUCUGCUGCCAGCGUUUGAACAGCAUCAGCUGUAAUCACAGUCUGGCCUUAACAAGCAACAGUGUUUGUAUGAAUACAGUUUCUGUUUCCAGUAUUAAAGAUUAUAAUUUGACCAAUAAUUUCAUUUUAAAACUGGCUCAAGAGAACAUUUAGGGGUCAAAUGCUUCUGUAUUCAACAAACACACUUGCCUUAUCAUUGCUACACAACAAUGAGGAUGGUUAGGUAUAAGCAGCAGUUCUGGUAUUGAUUUUGUGUGUCUAUUCUCAGAUGCUGGGGACGCUCAAACAGCUGGUGUAUCUGGAUGUGUCCAAGAACAACCUGGAGAUGGUCGAUGAGCAAAUCUGCGGCUGUGAGAGUCUGCAGGACCUCCUGCUGUCCAACAACGGCCUAACACAGCUGCCAGGCUCCAUCGGUAAAUAGAACAACACGCAUUUGAUGAAACACCUUCUUAGUCUCUUUCAAGUUUUGCCAAUCAAGCGUUCAUUUCUCUGUCCAUCCUUCUGUUCUGCACCAAUUUGCAAAAUUCAUAAUACUGAUAGAAAUUGCAAAGCAGCUCCUUUUAAUUUGUGCAGCUUUUGCUACAAGAUGUAACGUCUCGCUUUCAUGGUGAGGUCGGCUUGAAGUCUUGCACUUGCUGUGACAUUACAAUUACAACAAUAUGAUGUAUUUGCAUUUGUAUGAUAAUGUUUCAGGAGCACAGCUGUUAAAUUCACCUGACCUCGAGCUGAUCUGUGUGCAUUGUUCAUCAUAUUCAAUGGGGCCGGUUCAUCCAAAAACAAACAAAAGCCAAUUUUGAGGAAUAUUAUAAUCACAGAGCUCGAUUCAGACACGCCAAACCUCGAUUUAUCAAAUUAGAAACGGAGGUUAAACACUGUAAUAGAACUAAAACAAUCAGAAAGCUAUUCAUGCGCUUUAUCUAAUGUCAUGUCUGGUCUCUUAUAUGUACUAAUGCCAGUUAUCACACAAAAAUACAGCUAAUUAUAUUGUGUUUAAUGUUACAACAUCCUACACCGACAUCAUUGUAAGCUGGCUGAGAAGGUGGGGCAGAAAGCUGUGUGUGUGUGUGUGUGCGUGUGUGUGCGUGCGUGCGUGUGUGUGUGUAUUUAAAGCUCACACUGUGUUCACACUCAGGGCCUUAACACAAUGGGACACCAAUAUAACACUGGUGCAGGAUCAAUAUGAGAGUUAAUGGGGUUAUAGCAGAGCUCUGUGUCAGACUCACAUUAAAGGGGCUCUGCCUUCAUGAAAUAUAAAUGUCUUAAAAUGUGAUCGAGUCAGAAAUAAAGGAAAAGAGUCACCCGAUAAAGAUUAAAUAAACAACAUUAAAUAACUAAAAUGAAAAAACAUUUAUACUUGAUUCUAAUACACAUAAUGUACAGCAAUGAGAUAAAGUAUUGUCAUAUGAAGUUGACAAUAAUAAUACAGGAUGCAAACUGAAAUUUCACAGCAAAGUUUCCCAAGAAUGGAAAUAUAAAUGAAAAGUAUUUAAGAAGUUACAUUCACACACUAUAACUAUGCACAACCAUGAUUAUAUGCACACAUAUAAUACCAUAAAAUGGAAUCACUUUGAUCCACAAUCCACAGAUAAUAAUGUAAAGUUUGUAAAAUGAAACUUUUUAUGUCGGUUUAAUAACAGCUCAGACUGAUUAGACUCAAGUUUAAUUUAGAUUUACAUGUCUACUCAACGUCUAAUCUGGAAUUAAUCCAGAUUUUUUCCACAUAUGUAUAUCCUGUGUUUACUUUCCCUGAGGGGGGAAAAGUACAGUCCAUGACUAAAGAGCAGGCUAAUGAAAUCUGAUGAGUCCUGAUGCACAGCGCUUUAAAGCGAGGUUGAUUACUGUAUUGAUGACAGGACAAAUCAAUCCAAUUAACUGCUGUAAUAGAUAUCACUCUUUGUUAUGCAACAGUGAGUGAUAAUCACUAACCGCCCUGAGCUGCAUCUCUUUAACCCUGUCUCUCUCUCUCCCUCUUUCUCUUUCUCUUUUCUUUGCAGGCUCGCUGAAGAAACUGACGGCGCUGAAGGUGGACGAGAACCAGCUCAUGUACUUGCCAGACUCCAUCGGCGGGUGAGCGUAACAGCAUUCGCUUUAUAUAUCGGCAGAAUUAACCCUCAGAUCAGUGGAUUAUUACGGCGCUCUCAUCUGAUGUCCCGCUGAUCACAUAAAACGUCUGUCUGGAUAAAUCAGAUAUUCCCAUUAAGCGUAAUGUGUUCUGAUGCCUUAUUUGUUUAGCUUCCGAGUAACUUAAUAACGGUCAUGAUUAUGAAGCAUGAGCAGCUAUGAUUGAAUGUCAUGCUGCAGAGUCAUGUCCGUUUAUAACAACAGUUUGAGCUUUAUUGUGACAGGGUUUGGCGGUAAUCUCUGGCCAGAUGACCCUCCAAUGCACUACUGACGGAUUAAAGCCGCCGUAGCCGUCCUCAGACUGAUAUUUUCUGUAGCAGACAGGUGAAUCCAGCAGUCAGCAGCUGCGAGUGAGGUCUACAUCCCGACCGCUGGCCCUAAAUCACAGUGUCUCAGCAUAAAAUUAGACUCCAGUUUAAUCCAGAAACUCCUUGUUUGUCCUCUUCUACAUGCAUGAGGAGAGACAAAGCUCCAUGUGGUGACACUUGUGCAGCUCCAAGGCUCAGAGGUUUAAUUUCCCUCCAUUGUUUCCAAACAAAAAACACCCUCAUUUGUCCCGUAUGUCCGAAUCUGUCUCCUUGUGUAAUUUGAUACAGAUUAUGUGAUAAAGCCCACGGUUUAGUUUAAUCCCAUGCAAGGAUUUGAGCUUAAGCAAGAUGAUUUUUUUUUCAUUCAUUGCGAGCUGAUUUGCUGCUUGCACUGUGUUGUGUCUCCGUUAUGUAUUCUGCAGAGAGGGGUCAAAUCCUGUGUUUUGGAAUUUAACGAUAUUGUAACACAGCGGCUCCCCGCCGCUCGUCUCACUCUGUUCGCAUUCAUCUGAAAUCCCACAAUGCAUUUGCAUUUUUCAUUCAGCUGAAAGCUCCCGGCUUCAAGACGCUUCUGUGUCAACAUGGGCUUUACUUUAAAAUGUCACAGCUUUAAACAGCGUCCCACGAAGCUGUUAAAACGCAGCUUUGCUGUUGUUGUGGAUGUCUCUGAGGGUUUUUCUUAAGAGAGCGGUCUCAUUUAAAAAAAAAUGGUUUUACUUUGUUUGCAGACUUUUCUUUUUGAACAAGGUCCACAAAACUGCAUUUAAACAGUUGAAUAAUCUCAAUGUGACUCAUAUUUGAAACUAACUUUUUAACGGUACAGUUUGUAGUAUGAGGUAUGAAAAUCACUGUAUUUUUGUUGGAAUAAGCUUUGUAGAUUUACAUAGAAGCAGGUUUAGCCACGGCUUGUACCACUAUGUUUCUACAGUGGCACAGAACGGACAAACUUGCAGCAUACACAUUUUUAUAUUUAGUGUCUGGGCUGAAUAUUGCUUGGUUUUUCCAUUCUGCACACUGUAUCUGUAAGAUUUUAUGUCUUUAGGGGCUUUUUCUGCCCGUAUUUUUGGAGGUUAGGACAUUAGAGAGAGCUGGAAGUAUGGAAAGAGAGAAAAGAGUGAAAGGAGCAUGGGAUUGAAUCCAGUGUAACCUUCAUAUACAGGGCAGAUUUUAGACAAUAUUUAUACCUUUAUUUAAAAGGUGAGAGAGGGAACUGGAAAUAUGGUUGAGUUAAAGGUGAAAUCCACCAAUUUUUGCUCCUCAAACUCAUUGAAGGGAGAUGAAAAGCCUCUGUGUUGAUAAAGCUUGAUAAAUUACAGUAUAUUUUUGUUCCUCUAUUAGCCCUGGCACAACUGAUAGCUUGUGUCACAAACUUGAUGAUUCAAUCUUACCACUGGAUACAUAAAGUCCAAAUUUAUAUAGAGAAUAAGGAAAAUAGCUAAUUCAGACUUGAUAGCCUCACAAUAGUAUAGUUUGUCUACUUUGUCUGGAGGUUUGUGUAUCAUAGUCAUGUCUUGACACUGUUUUGGUGCAGCUAGAUAAAGCUAAAGCCAGCUAUCAGCAGAUAGAUAUGGAAACUGUGAGUUGUAGCUGGUAUGUGCCUUUUAUUAUUAGUUUAUUUAUGACUUUUAUCACAAUAUUAAACAUAUUAAUUCACAUCACAUGGAUCAUGCAGGUGUUUUACUCACUAUACAGGGAAGGUCAGAUUGGCCAUUAUGAGAAGUGUAGGACUGAGUGAAAGUCAGGGGAUGGUUACUUCUCUUUUUUUUUAAUCUAGUAUGUUAUCAUGGUUCCUCGUAUGGUUAUAAAAUAUAGUUUAAUCUGUGCAUGAAGUGCUUUGCGCCCAUAAUGAAAGUCUCUCUGCUCCUUCAGGCUGACCUCCCUGGAUGAGCUGGACUGCAGUUUCAACGAGAUCGAAGCCCUUCCCUCGUCCAUCGGUCAGUGUGUCAACAUCCGCACCUUCGCUGCAGAUCACAACUUCCUGGCUCAGCUCCCUCCCGAGGUGAGUGAUUCACACUCAACUCUAUGGAUGUGUGCGUAGUGUGGAUGUGUCAAACAGCGGGGCACAUCAGCUUGCUCAGCAGUAACCCUGAUCCCUGUCAGCUCAUGACUCUGAGUCUUCGCUUUUCUUCCGUUUGCAGAUGGGAAACUGGAAGAAUGCAACUGUGCUGUUCCUCCAUUCCAACAAGCUGGAGACUCUGCCCGAGGAGAUGGGGGACAUGCAGAAGCUCAAAGUCAUAAAUCUGAGCAACAACAAGUGAGUCUGGACCGGCUGUGUUCCUGCAUAAUGAGGGUCAAGUUAAAGGGCAAAGGCGCAUAAAGUUUUUCUGUUUAUUUUGGAUUAUGGCAGUAGAUUCAGUCAUUCACUGACUGCAGGAGCUGUCCUACUUUUUUCUUUCUGGUUUUAACUUUUUGCUUGUCAGGCAAAAGAAUUUCUUGGUCUCACCCAUACGAGAGCCCACACCCAUUCUGAAACUGAGCUAGUGAAUUACAUUAGUUUUGAGGAGUCCUAAUUCCAGCGAGAAUGAAUUCGGGGUUUGGUUUGGACGCUGAGGCCUGAGUGAGGUUUAAAUCAGGGCUUUUCCAUUCCUGGUGUCUCUCCUGUGCCAAAUACGCUGAAUAACUUUGGCUUCAACCCCACGGCACUCAAAUAUUUUUAAAGAAAAUCUAAAUACAGCUUCAGCCAACCCUAAUACAGGGCCUUCAUGCUUUGAAUUUGCCUCACAGAUUGGAAAACAGUACAUUUUGACCCCCUUUGAGUGUCAGAGAUUGUUGUUAUAAGAGGACUGAGCACCUGUGUUGUUUUUCUUGGCUGCAGGUUAAAGAAUCUCCCGUACAGCUUCACUAAACUCAACCAAAUGACUGCGAUGUGGCUGUCAGAAAAUCAGGUAAGAUCACAUGUGGUAUGCAUGAGUCACAAGUAAAAGUGUUUGACAAAAGGUGUCACCGAGUUCAGAGCUGUCAGACACUCAUUUGACUACAGAAACUGUUUUGACAGCCGGGGAUGCCACAACAUUCAGCGGUAAAUUAAUCCUGCUAAGCCGAGCAGCUUCCAGGAAAACCAAUUCAACAUGCAUCAAACCACUUCCAGCAGGACACUCGAUCUCAAAGUGAGGAUAGUGAUCCGCUAAAGUCUACAUUUUUAACGUGUGGAAGGCUCCUCAGGAAGGUUACAACGUGUUAUCCUAACCUUAGUUCGUGUAAAAGACAAUAGUGAGGUAAUCGAGACAGGCCAGCCCAAAUCCUGCAAAGUCCUUUAACAGUAAUUACAUUGAAGAGGAUCAGUUUGGGAGUUCCAGCUGUCACAGUAUCCAAGCUUUCAUAUAUUCUGUAAUCAGUAUGAAAAAAGCGUUCAAAUCUCAACAGUAUUGAAUGUGCGCUAUUCAAAUUAUAGUUUGUCAUGCUUUUAUUUUGAAACUUUGGCAUUGCUGUACUUCCUGCAUUGUCAAAGUUUGCUCUUAUUUUUAAAGUAUGCUACCUCUGGUGGAUUGUAAGUAUUUGAACUGAAUAAAAACAAUAAAAAAACAGGAAGUUCAAAUCUUAACACUAACUAAUUUCUCAGAGAACUGCUACAGCUAGUUUGCUAACAGCUGCUGCUUCUUCUUCGUCUAUCCCUCUUUUUUUGACGUGGCAAUCAGCUCAUAGGACCAUGUACUUGUGUAAUAUUUUUACCUUGAUUUUAUUUAAUAAAAAAAAACAGCUGUCAUCAAUGCUGGUGUGCUGCAACAGCCUAAAGUUUUACAUAUAUUCAAAUAUUCAGUGCAAACUUGUGGCUAUUAUAUACGGAGGCAUAUUGCAGUCAUAAAAAAAUAAAAGCUCUGUUUUUCAGAGUAAUUUUUUUUCUUCCUGUUUACAGACAUUUUUUUUCUUCUCUGUUCUUCAGACUAAGACAAUAUUUAGACAAUAUUUUUUGUCUUCUCUGUUUUUUGGACUAAUUUUUUUUUGUAUUGUUUUUCAGGCUAAUUAUUUUACCUGUUCUCUGGGAUCAUGAUCAUUUAAAAACAGAUGCUUUCAUCCCCCUUUGCUCAAUUUGUUUAACUAAUAAGAUGCUUGACUCUCAUUGACCCCAUAGUCGAAGUUAUCUAGGAACUAGAGAAUUCACUGAUUUGGAGCAGCCACGGUGGUUAACGUUAUCUGAAUGUAUGAAAUUCUCGCAGGAUUUUAAAGUGUCUUGUUUAGUCAGGAAAAAAAGAAUAGUCAGAAGAACAGAGACAAAAUAAAAAAUAAAAAGGAAGAAAAACUGAAUGAUAAUUUGUCCGAAAAAAAGAAAGAGGGGAAAAAAAUACUUGUUUAAAAAAAAACUGAAGAAAAAAAAUAGUGUGAAAAACAGCAAAGAAAAAAAUUCUAAAAACAAAAAAAAUACUUUUUUUUUUUUUGUAAGAAUGCAAUACGCUUCCAUAAUGAUAAGCAAGAGCAGUAGUUGUUUCAGCAUCCUAGACAACAAAGGGAGGGAGCAGUGUCACAGAGGGUAAAGUAGGAAAUAACAAAAUAAAACUUAAAUCUCUGAGCCAAAACUGGAGUUUAUGUCAGCUGGUCUCUACAGGCUUUUAGCUCGUUUUAUGUGUAGUUUUCCUGCAGGUAAAGGAGCCGUCAACAGAGAUAAAUACAUGUGAAAAACUAGGAUUGUCUUACACUCUUAACAUAUUCAAAUUAGCACCUGAUUUUCCUGCUUUCACUCAAACGUCACGUCACAUUUACUGAUCGACGCAGCAGAGCAGAGAAAACAGUAAAGCUGUAGAGUUUGAGGCGGGGCGAUAUGUCACCAAGAUUUGACAGGAAUGAAAAGAAGCAGAGGAAACAAAAGAAAGAGGGUAAAAAGAUUACCCCAGGAUUAACAUUUUUAACACUCAAAUGAUAAAUACUGCUGCAGGAGAGGUCGGCAUCGAUCUGUGUUGAAAUGGAGGAAGACCAGUGAAAUAUCCACAACGCUGAGAGACCGAAGGCUGUUUUUUUUUGUUUUUUUUACAAGUGGAAACAAACAUUGACACAACAGUGAAAACAUGACAUCACUCAUGGAUUAUAUGCAUUAUAAAAAAAACAAUAAAACAGCUCCAGAACAGUCGUAAACAGCUCUCACUUCCUCCUUGUGCAGCAGGUCGCUAUUGAAUGCUGUUUUUAACUGCAUGAUCAAAUUUGUUUAAAUUUCAUUGCUGGUAAUUUUAGAGAUUCAAAGGAUUUCCCAGCUUGUCUUGACUGCUCAUAAAUGUUCAGCGCUGCGAGUCCCAUCCUCAGAGCUCGUAAAAUUUCAUAAAGCACUGCCUUCCUGGAGCAGGGACUUUUUUUUUCCUUGCAAAACAAUGUCUUCUGAAUCUUAGUUUAGACUCCAGUCUCUGUGAUAGAAAAGAGGGGAGACCAGGAAGUCUGCAGAAAGUCCCUAGUCCUGGGGGAGAAUUCCUGCGGUGGAAACGAAGCCAAUCAGAUGCACAAGGUGUACCCUUCGGUGUCUGAACAGAGGUAGACAUUCGUGAUCGGUGGACUGAGUGAAGCCGAAGAAAAUCCUUGACACAGCAAAAUAACAAGAAAAUACAAGCAGAGGCAGGUUCCUUCCAGACACAGACACCUCCACAGAUUUCUGCUUGGACACCAGUGAGGAUUCAGGGGGAUUAUUUAUGUCCAAACACUCAAUUUGGCAUUACUGACAGUUAUUACAAAUGUGUGGUUCGGUCUGUGCCAGUUUUUGUCCUAGAGGACUCAGUCAUUAUUUAUUGAUUGUUGAUUAACAGUUAUGAAUAAAUAAAGGGUAUCAAAGUGUGUUUUUUUGACCUCUUUAGCAGCAGUUAGAUAAAGGCCACUAGGACAGUUGUUGUUGUUGUGCUCAAAUGCAGACUUCUGCCUCGGCCUCUGUGUAUGCGGCCGCAGAGAGAUAAGCCUAUCAGGAGUGGAAACGUUGGAGUCUGCUCAGCUCAGCUCAGGAAGUGGUUUGGAGUCCCAUUUUGUCAGAGGAAGAAGUUCUUGAAGUAUUCAUAUCAAACCCUGCAGAAAAAGUUUUAAUGUGUUAGAAAGUGAAGUUGGAGCAGACGCCGCUGGAGUCUACAGCGAAUUGGCUUUUUACAGCUUAUAAAUAUUUCCAAAUUACAGUCUGUUGACUCUCACCGCAUUCAGAAAUCAAUUAUUCAUGGUUUUUUUUUCUCAUCUUAGUCAGACUAUUGUGAGCCUCUUCUCAAAUGCCUUAACAAAUUGUCACUGGGAAGAUGCAGAAUGCAGCAGAAAAAACUGUUUUGUGGAAAUGUUUGAGGAGCCCACGUGUCCGCUGUGCCGGCCUUGAACCAGCUGCUUUUUGAACACAAACAUGAAAGUUAAGAAAUUCUGUUUCAUUGGCAGUUACAAGCUGUUUUUCUUUUCUUCUCUAUGUUAAUCUUGCACAAUAUUUAUGCACAAAAUUAGCAUUUUUGCUCGGCUGUUUGGAGGUUAAAGUUAUUAAAUAGACUUUUAGCUGAAGAAUAAUGAUUAUAUCAUCAUAUCAUCAUAUUACACAGAUCUGAAGUAAUGCACGGAUUGUGAACAUUAGAGCCAACUCAAGAGUUUAAAACCCCAAAGUAGCUGAUGCAGAAUUGGUAAUUAUGUGUGAAAGCUUUAUAGUUUGACAAAGAUGUGAAGAUGAAGAUAUUUUUCAUUUAGUCGAACCAUUAGGGCUGUAAAGUCCGAGUUGACUUAUUGGUUGAUACAUGCUGAGUCAACUAAAAUUUUGAUCAGUCAACUUUGAUCAGGUUUUUUCCCGCGUCAAUUUACAGUCUGGUUAAUCUCAUCAGGAGGAACGUACUGAGUGCUAAUGGGGGUGUUUUCGAAGCACCCCCCUGUCACAGGUAACAGCAUGUCUCAGAACACCCCCCUUUUUAUCACCAUUUAGGAUUCGCCCAACCCACUGGAGACCGGUUAGAGACCGGCUAGAGACAGGAAGAUUGAAGCGCGUCCAUGUUAAUCAGCGUUUGGUUGUUGAGGAAUAUUAGUAUUGUAGCCUUUUGUGUUCAAUUGCCUUCUUGUGUUGAUAGCACCAUAUUUUCACCCCGCCGAUUUUUUGUCGAAAAUUUCAGUCCAUUUUGGUCGACCAAGAGUUUCUUUGGUUGAUUACAGCGCUACAAACCAUGGAUGUCUUUUAUGUGUCCCUUAAAUGUGAUUUUAACCUUGUCUCCUUUCAGAUCGGGCUGAAACGAACCUCUGUUUUGAUCAUCAGCUAGUCUGAUUAUUGAAUUAUGUUAUUAUAUAACGGCUCAUAUUGAAUUAUCCGUUCAUCCAUUAUCUUUAACAAUUUCCCAUGAGUGGGGCUGGAGCGUAUCCCAGCUGUUAUAGGGUGAGAGGCAGGUGAAACCCUAGGUAAGUCACCAGUCUCUCAAAGGGCUAACAUAUAAAAACAAACAUAUGAGAGAUUUAGAGAGACCACUUAACCUGACAGGCAUGUUUUUAGACUGUGGGAGGAAGCUAGAGUACCCAGAGAGAACCAAUGGAUGCAGAGGGAAAACAUGCAAACUCAAAAAUCUUUAUGCAAGCCACAUUUUUAUCUGGUAUAAAAUUAGAUAGAUGACGUAGAUGACUUGCAGCGUGGCUCUGAUGUUUCUGAAAACUCUGCGUAACUCUGGGUAACUUGUCUAUGAUUAAGCUUCACUCACUUUUUAUCAGGAGCUUUUUCAGGCUAGAAAUUUAACCCCGUCUUGUCAAAGGAAGGCUGCUUGGGUGGUUUGAAGACAGAUAAUGAGCUGCUGGAGCUCUGGAAAAGAACUGUGGGAAAUCGGGCCGGCCACAUCGGUUUUGAGUAAGCCAGGCUGAUUGCCGACAGAACUCUCAAACCUACUUUCUGUCUCCCACAGUCGAAGCCCCUGAUCCCGCUCCAGAAAGAGGAGGAUCCAGAGACGCACAAAACCGUGCUGACUAACUACAUGUUCCCCCAGCAGACCAGGACUGAGGACUGUGAGUACCCUGACUAAAUUUCUCUUUCAUGGUUAAUCUGGCAGACCAUCAAACUGCUAAUGUUUCUGACCUGGUUUCUCCAAUUAGAUCCCAAAAAACAGAAGCUGGAUAAGAGAGGUUUGAGCUUGUUAAACAUCCAGUAGUCCCUAUGUGGUCAACACAAAGAGGUUUUGGUUUGGGAGCGUGCACCGUUGGGUACUACAACCCCAAUUUUUUAGGCGGAUUAAAAGUGUUUUGAUCAUGUGAAAACGAAGACUAGCAUCUCUGUUGUCGCAGUUUUAACCUACAAGUCUCCAGGCUUGACCUUGCAGCUAACUUUAAUGGAUCACUGUUUCCAUUUUUUAUGAAGGAACUUGUCACCCGAGAGCAAAGCUGCAGAAGGAACACUAGCUCUCUUCUUCAUGUCAAGCAUCUGUUAGUCUAGUUUGGAUUCCUGUUACCCCCGAAAACCAUCUUUGCACGCAAGAACUAAUAGUCCACGUGUACCUUUACCUCUCAUGUAAAGUCAAUUGUAUUUUGUGGUCAGAGGGGUGGCACCAGCAUCUAAUAUCCUCUAGUUGGAAGUAUGUUCGGCAUCUAACAGUCAGAUUUUAUUCAGUUUUCCAUAGAAACCUGCUGGGAAUCUUUCCAAAACAGUCUUAUCUGUUUCCUCGUGUUUUCCUGAGAAGCUGGAAUAAGUUACGACCCGACAGCAAUGAUUCUGUUUUACAACUUGUUGAUACCAAGGCCACACACCAGGUGACUUACAUUACCCAGAGAGCGUUCACUCUCUGUCAAAACCAGAGUGCAGGAUAUGGUCGGUCCUCCGCCGUCUCAAAAGGAACCACAGAGGUGCUUUUGAACGGCUAAUUUAGCAGCAAAUACAAGGCGACUAAAAUUAGGGUAAAGAGCUUUGAGCACAGGAAACCACACGACCCGGUGAACAAAUUCAAAGUUCAAAUCAGCUGAUAUCUUGAGCUGCUUUUGGGGAAGUUUCGCCACCUGGUUUUUUGGUUUUAUGACACAGGUUAGACACAACAGAGAGUGAUGUAUCACAACCACAGCUAACAUUUCUCACACAUCAUUUUAGGAGUAAUCAAUAGAUAUACAUAAUUCUUUCUACCUUAAUGCCUCCUAUAUUCAUUUUUGACAUAGACCUUUGUACCAGAUUCAAGCACAAGUUCCGGUGUUUCAUAAUUUUGUUCUUUUUUGACAUCAAAUCCUUUCAUUGUGUUUCAUUUUCAGUUAAAGGAGGUAAACUCCUGAAUUUCGACCUCCUCUGUGGUUCUCUCUAUCUGUCUAAAUGCCUCAUGUUGUUGUUGUUGUUGUUGUGCCACCUGGUGGUCAAAGAGUGACUUGCGUGUCUAAAGCAAAAGUUUAUAAACGCAAUUAUCUUUCCAAAAAAGAUGAGACAGUGUGUUCAUACAGAAUUUUAUGGGUUACAAAUCAUUUAAGGUGGGUUUUAUUAUUUUAUAGCAGAUAAAGAAAUUUCAGUGUUGGUAAAAAGUUGAUAAAAUGUCUGAGGUCCAGUGUGACGUUUCCACCUUCUGUGAUUGUUUGGGGUGCCAGGUCACCUGCUGCUGUUGGUCUACUGUGUUUUAUUAAGUCCAUAGUUAACGCAGCCGUAAGUCUGCCGGGAGAUUCUAGAGCAGCUGCUAAGAGGGUUCAUAGAGAUGCUGAUAUAGAACUGUGCACCUGCUCACAGCACCAAAACUACCACCAAAUGUAGUCUGCGUCUUUAAAGUGUUGGAGGUAGAUCGUUGCAGAGAGUCCUUGAGUCCUGAAUAACUGAAGGAAACCUCCCUGUUUCGAAUCUUUCCUUCUAGAUAUCCCCAACUCCGACUCUGAGAGCUUCAACCCGGCUCUGUGGGAGGAGCAGCGCAAACACCGAGCUCAGGUGGCCUUCGAGUGUGACGAGGACAAGGAUGAGAGAGAAACGCCCCCAAAGGUUUGAGUCCAACAUAUAAAUUAAGAAAGAAAAGUGACGCCAACAGUUUUAUUCUGAUGUAGCAGACCGGCUAGAAUGUCUGCCAUGAUUUGAAAAAAUGUUGUCCAGGUUGUUGGGAGAGAUUCAUUCACCUAAAUCAAGCAAACAGCCUGUUAUUUAUGGACAAUUCUUCUGUAUGAAACUAAAUGCACCACAUUCUCCAUGUAAUUCCCAUUUGCAACACCUUAAUCCCCCCUCCUCUCAUCCCACAUACAUCCAAACUUUAACCAAAUGAUUUUAACAGCUGGAUUGUGGGUAUUUGAACUCUUCCAGGAGGGAAACCUGAAACGCUACCCAACUCCAUACCCAGACGAGCUGAAGAACAUGGUGAAGACGGCCCAGUCUGUGGCCCACAGGCUGAAGGAGGAUGAGUCGGGCGACGAGUCGGGGAAAGACUCCAGACCUGUGGAGAGGAACCACAUCGGAAUCCAGGACGUCGGAGUGAAGGUCAGACUGAUCAGUUUCAGUCGUUGUCUUUACUUUACCCCUUCCAUUCUCUGCAUCUCCACUUAACACCAUCAUCCGUCCUGUUUCUGCUCAGGUCAUAGAGGCUCCAUGUCCUAACGGCACGGCAACAGACGUGGAGCCCCAAGUAUCCACCAACGCCAACACCCCAAACCAGGCUCCACUGGAAUCUAAAGAGCUCUCUGAGUCUUACAGCUCUCAGAGGGUCCCACUCAAGUCUUCAGAGGGCUCAAUGAUGAACCAUGAGGAUACCCUGGAGGUACUCUGACGCUGUCACGUUGUUUUGAGAUUUAACUGAACAGAGUCAUUGUUCGCUUUAACUAAAAAUGUCUUCGCCUCCAGGAUUCGGAGGAGCUGUCAGAUGAAGAGGAGGAGAUGAAAAUCGCCGAGAUGAGGCCUCCGCUCAUCGAGAUCUCCAUCAACCAGCCAAAAGUGGUGACUUUAAGUAAGGACAAGAAAGGUAAAAGACAAAACACCGUUUGGGAGAUUGAAACCUCCUUCUAGCUCGUGUUUUUGUUUAUUUUCUUUUUCAAACUUCAUUUGUGUUGUGUUUGAUAACAUACAGUCACGUAAAAAUGAAUUUAGAUGAGAGUUUUACACAACCAGGCGAGAUUCCACUUUCUAGACUUCUAGACAUAAAGGGAUAUUCCGGCGUAAAUUUAAGUUAUGGUCAAACACACCCUUACACUGAGUUAGACACCCCCUCGAGAGAUGAAUGUUGCCGACCGCUUGCUUCUCUAGUUAUACCAACUUAAGUAACAGAGCCCUGACGAGUCAAUUACCGAUUGCAGCAGAAAAUUUAUGAUUACUACUGCAUGGAAAUGCAAUCAGAUCGAGACGCUUAGGCCGAAGAACUAAUGCGUCUGCAGUGCACAGACAAGAUCCACAAGAGCUCUGAUUGCAUUUCCAUGAAGUAAUGAUCAUAAAUGUUCUUCCUUAAGCUGCGAAACUCCCCUGCACUCAGUGAUCAACUCGUCAGGGCUUCCCACACACAAGUGGCUGCUGGAAGAGAGUGGGUGAGUUGUGUUUAGUCUCUUUGCUUAAAAAAAUAGGGCAACGUUAAAAAGAUGUUUGGUGGCGAGUACUAUGGCUGGGACCCCAUAUGUACUGUAGAUGAAGUUAGGUGCUGUUCUGAGCAUUAUUUGUGGCUAUAUAGUGGCAUUUUGGUUGAGGUUUGCACGUGGAUCCAUAGACCACUGUGUAUUGCUAUUGUGUGGUCGUUACUAAAGUUGGUAUAACUGGAGAAGCAAGCGGUCGGCAACAUUCAUCUCUGGAGGGGGUGUCUAACUUGGUGUUACGGUGUGUUUGACCAUAACUUUAAUUUACGACGGAAUAUCCCUUUAACUUGCAACAGCUUUAAAAAGAAAAUCUGCAAUGAAACCGAGAGUAUCAGCAGAGCAACAGCUCAACUCUUUUAACUGGGACACAAAAUAAAGUUAUUUUUCAUGUCACUGGGAACAGUGUGGCCAAGACUCCUAGAAAUCAGAACCACUUCACACGUUCAUUAAGUGAGGCUCCAGCUCAGGCAGACUAACAGUGAUCCGUGUGAUUCACAGAUGACACGGACUCUCUGCUCGAUGAGACGGUGGCCAACAGCAACCAGAACAACAGUAACUGUUCUUCACCGUCGCGCAUGUCUGACUCAGUGUCACUGACCACAGACAGCAGUCAGGACAAUUCUCUGUGCACCCCCGAGAGAGAGGCCAAGAUGCCCUUCCUACCAAAAACACGGUCAGUGUCAGCUCAGAACCACUUACAUGUGAAGUCUUGUUUUCUUUCAGAGUCUGAGGAACCUCGUUGUUUUGUGUUUCAGGCAAGAAGACGAGAAUAUGAACCAGCCCCCCAAAGACACCACCCCUCUGCUUCACAACGGCAACGGCUCAGAGACGUCCCUCCAGGCCCUUUUGAAAACCCAGCAGACACCACCGGAGAAAAUGGGAGACUACGACCUCUCUAUGGAGGCCAGGCUGGCCUUCAUUGAGAAGGGGAUUAACAACGGCAUGGGAGAAACCUACACCAAGUGGGAUCAGAUCAACAUGAACGUGUCCAAGCUGCCGACGGACAACAUGGUGCAGCUGGACGGGGUAGAGAAAACCAAGAACGGCGCCAUAACGCAAGAGGACUCGGACGGCAAGCAGGGUUUUAGCAACGAGCACUUUCUGAAUGGAAACCAGCAGGUCAGUGACUGCAUCAAUAGCCAAGCGACGCGAGUGGAGACAUCUGUGGGGCAUGUGGCGUCGACAGGCGUGACAGCCAGCAGUGACAUGUCUCUGUCUCGCAGCACGGAGGAGCUGUCCCCGGAGAAAAGACCCCAUCCCCCACAGGUGACCAAGUCUCACAGCGUUAGCAACAUCGAAUCAGGAGGGAUGAAGAUCUACGCCUUCGAUGGGGAAGGGGACUCUUACGAUGUAGCAGGGAGGAUGUCAGGAGCGGGGGCCGGACCAGGAGCGCAGGGCCAGAGCAUCGUCAGGAGCAAGUCAGCGAGCCAGUUACUUAGCGACCAGUCUUUGCAGAUCCACCCCAGCUCCUCUGCGUCCUCCUCAGACCUGCUCGCCUCCUCUAAGCCUCCUGCGAGCACCAGUAGAUACCCGGUCUCCUCCAGUAUGGCUAUGGGAAUCCCACCCCCCCAGUAUAAUAUCCAGUACACAAGCAGCGCCAUGCCGAAAGACGGCCUCUGGACUCAGAGGACGCCCAUGCCCCCUGAGCACCAAGGCUACCUUCCCCCUCCUCCUCCUCCUCACUCUCUAGCCAACACCAACUAUUCAAACCGGAACCAGGCGCCUCCGUACCCCCAGCAGAGGGGGCCCCCCAUGGGUGCCAAACAAUCAGGGGACAUGUGGGCUAAAGAGAGACUCCAUCCUGCUGGAGGGCAGCCUAGAAGCAGCACCCUGCAGAGGCAAAGCAGCACCACCUCCACAGCCUCCAUGGGAGACCCCAGGCGCAUGCAGAUGCCCGAAGGUGAAUACAUGACGUACAGAGACAUUCACACCCUCGCCAGGGGGCCGCUAGCAAUGAGCACGGCCAUGCAGAGGCCCCUCUCGGCUCGCACCUACAGCAUCGACGUACCCGGAGCUUCCAGGCCCGUGAGCGCCAGGCCGCAGCCCCACGAGCUUCCAGAGAGGACCAUGUCUGUGAGCGACUUCAACUACCAGCACGGCAGCCCCAGCAAGAGGCCCAACGCCAGGGUGAGGUCCGAGCACUCGCUGCUGGACGGGCAGGGAGGAGGAGCUGGAGGAGGAAGGGUGCCGGCGGACUGGAGGGACCAGGUGAUGCGGCACAUCGAGGCCAAGAAAAUGGAGAAGGUAAAAAAGACGCCGUAAUGUUUUUGAAUGUUUAAUCCUUCUUUUCAUUCAGGUACUGUUUGGAAACAUGAGCUUACAGAUUCGCCUGGUUCUUAAAUUAGAUUUUUCCACCCCCGCAGAAGAAAAAGAUGCUUGAUAAUGACUCAAAUAAAUUCUAUUCUUUUAAUUAUUGAUGAAACUUUCACUCAGUAAUUCACAGAUGCACAUGCAAUAAGAAACUAUGUCUGCACUGCAUCACUUCCUCUUGGAGUAUUUUUAAAACAGAGCUGCUGAUCAGAUCCUGUCUUUACAUUUAAUGUGAAUCAAAGCCAUUCUGUGUAAAGCCUCAAUCAGUGGUUCUCAACUGGUGGGUCCCGAUCCACAAGUGGGUCACGCACAUGUUCUGGAUGGGUCACAAACAGCUGGUCAAAAAAGUAAAUAUUUAAUGUGAUAUUUCUUAGAUAUUUGAUAUUUUCUGUAUAAGCAACUUCAGUAGUUGUCGUCCUCAUGUUGUCUCCUUCAUGCGCUCUGAAAUGCGCUUUACUCAAUAAAACAAGUGGAUUUAUGUUAAAGAUUAGAGUCUUUAAAGGUUUUUUUAUAUAAAAAAUAAAUUUGCUUGGUUUGAAUUCUAUAAAAGUGGGUCACGACUUAAGGACCAUGAGGAAAUAUGGGUCCCAGAGUGAGACCAGUUGAGAACCACUUGCCUAAAUAUCGUCAUUAUUUAGAUGAAUUCACUCGUAAAUAUGAAGCUUACUAACCCAGCUGAAUGCCGGUGCAUGCUUGUCUGUAAAUGCUGUCAACCUCUCUGUUUUUGUUGUGUCUCUCAUGUUGACGCCCGUCUGGUGGACUUGCAUGGUCACCGCUGACACUAUGGUUUGGCGCUGGUUGUUUCAUGUCAUCCCUCUGUUCAGAACGCGCUGUCUCGCUCCUAUAAUUCCAAUAACUCCCCGCUGAGCUGGUCUCACUACGGCAGCUGUAGGGAUAUGCAUGCCAGCCAAGGCUCUCUUGUGUUUAGUACCAGAGACGGACAGCCCUACGGAGCUCUGGGCUUCUGUGUGAGUACUGUGUGAACCUGCCGCUCAUACUAAGCCGGGGCUUCCAGUUCUUGCUAGUUUCACAUCCUGUAGACGAUCAAAAAUGUCUGUUUCCUCCUCUCCUUGGUGCUGAGAAGUGUCCCAUCUUUCACUUGACCUUUUAUGGGCAAAUGAAAAGAUGUCCCCCUCAUGUCUGAUCUAUCAUAACCACAAACCUUUUCUGUGACGUGUGUGCUGACGUAUUAGAAAGUUAAACCUGUGGCUUUAACUGAUAUUUGAACAUUUCUCUCACUGUGAUGCAGACUGUUUUGUUUGAAAGGGGCUCUUUGAGUUUUUUGUACCAGCGUCCGAUUGAUUUAGCAAGAAAAUAAAGAGGGAAUCGGCAAAAUGUGAGCUCUGAUUGACUAAAACAAACAAAUAUUAAAAGAAUUAUCUGAAGUGUAGCUGCAAUAUGUAAUUACAUGUGAACAAGACCACGAUUGUGCCUUGUUAUUGUGUCUUGUGUUUGUUGAGACACAUUUCUUACUAAAUCUAGGUGACAUUUAAGUGUCACGCAAAGCUGUUGCAACAUUAAGCUGUAAGAGGAAGUUAUAUUAUGUUCCUAUUUUCAAAACUACAAACUACAGCUCUACUUAUGUCAAUAUAUUUGGGGUUCAAUGAUUGUAGCAAUCAGGCAGUAAUAAUCAAAGUUUGUCCUCCAAAAGUGUUUGUUUUUGCCACAAACAGGCUCAGAUUUUAAAUUCAAGAUCCUUUUUUUAUCAUUUUAUUUCAUGUUCACUAGAAAAUAUCUUUUUAAAGCCCCUGUGAGGAGAUUUGUGACAUCUAUGAAAGCCUGAAACUCCUAUCAAUGACUUUUUAUGACGUCCAGAAGUAAUCUAAGAUUUUUACGCCUUAAAAGCAAUGUGAGGGGGGUAGCAGCUGAAGAAACAGGUUUGUUUUUUAAAUUUGCUGCAUUGAAUAAUUUAACUAAAUGAAUUACUUUCUCUACCGGGGUGCACCAUGAUUCUCUCGCAUUAAAAGUUCCUCACAGGAGCUUUAAAGCCACCAAACUUCACUGACAAAAUGGACAUUUUAUUUCACUCAACGUGGGAGUUGCUUGUCUGCCUCGUGUUUAGCAAUACGGGUCAACACAGAAAGUUAAAAUCAGUGUUUUUGUCAGUGAGGUUCAGCAGCUGACAGACAACAGGUCCAGUAAAAGUACCUUAUUCUUAAGUUUUUUAGGUGUAUUUGCUCUGAAAUCUUCUCUGUGAUGUUAGACUGUGAGAAUAGAAAUUCAAGUCUAUGUUCAAAAUCCUAAUUUUGAGCACUUGGAUCAGGCUCAUUUGACAAUAUGGAUUAUGCCUCAGCAAACAGUUUUUUCAGCCAGUUUGAGGCUUUUUGUGUUAGACGCUUCAUCUUCAAAAUAUACAAAUCUAGGGUUUGAGUAAAAUAGUGGAAUUGCCCUUUUAAGCUUUUCCUUGGAUUUAUAUUCAAGGAUUUCUACACUUGGUACAAAACAGCCCCCUUUUAAACCUCCAGGUCCUUUAACACGAUCACUAUCUCAGUGUGCAGAAAUUAAUCCUGUGAUUGUGAUGCAUCUCAACAACCAUGAUUUUCUCCCCCCGCCCCUCUGCACUUUUAAUCCUUCUUAAUCAUCUCCACUUCAGCUUUUUUUGAUCCCCUCAUAACCUCUCACUCUGUGUGUGGGGAGGAAACUGUGUUUGCUCACGGUAAGUGAGAGGAGAGUGUGUGUCUAAGUGAUUUAGAAAAGUGGUUUUUGUUAGAGGUCUACGUGAAGAGUUUCCUGCGACCCCUUAAACUCCCUAACCUUUAACUCCAGCUGGUAUGAGAAUAACAACAACAGAUCUGUGUCUGAAUAGAGAGUGAGCGGAGUUCAACCUGAGUUUUUCAUCAUUUUAAUCAAAUGUCACUCUUUCCUCCUCCUCCUCCUUCCCGUCCAGAUCCACACAUCACUCCCUAAUGUCAUUACCAGACAUGAGAAAUGUUCAUGUCAGUGUCUAAUAGUCUGUCCCCUCUAAUAUCCCGUGUGUAGAUGAGGUGAGAUGAGGGCGCUGCAUUCAUUAUCAUGACUUUCUCUCCUUUCAGGAUGAUGUAUUUGUUUCCCAAGGGCAGCAGAGUUACACCCUGGACCCCCACAGAAAAGUGAGUUUCACACAAACAGACUUUUAUCCCCAAAUUCACCCGACAUAGUUCAACAUCGAACCUCUCUUCAUCCUCCUCAGGUGCCUUUGAUGAACGGUCAGAUGGGCCCUCCUGGUCGUCCCCAGAUGAGCCAGGCUCCCAUGGCCCGCCACCCUUCCAGAGAGCAGCUCAUAGAUUACCUGAUGCUCAAAGUGUCCCAUCAGCCGCAGGGGCCGCCGCGAGUCCAACACGACGCCAUGCAACAAGAGGUGACUGAAUUUAUUUAUUUAUUUAUUUAUGCGACUGAAAAUAUUGAUUUCUACUUUUACUCGUUAAAAUUAGAAACCGGUUUGGACAGGAGGUCAGAAAAAUACAACUUCAACAUAUUAUUGACCGCAGCCUUGAAGUCUAUAACCAUCAGAUGUUUGAAACCAGAACCUCCCUCACACAAUAUCGGGAUUCAAGAAGUAUGGGAUAUUUUUAAAAUGGAGCAGAUCACAUUUUCAUUAAAGCUUCGGAGGGCCUCCUUUAUUGAAAGUUGGGAACUUGUGGUACCUUUAUUGAUGCAAUGACAGUUUAUGUUAAUGGUGUAAAUACUUCCUGUCCAUGUCAAAAUACUGUCAUCCUGCCUCUGACUAGAAUCUGUGCCUGUAAUGUACUUUGGAGUGGACAUCGUUUAUCUGCAAUGAUUACUAUGAUUAUUCUCUUUGAUUUAAUCCCACAUUAUCUGUGGAUGUUUGUAAAAACAUCUGCAAAGAAAUGUAUUGUAUUGAGAUCAGUGUUGUUUUCGUUAACGAUGACAUUGACGAAAAUAUUUCAUCAACGUCAUCGUCAACAAAAACAACACUACAGAAAAUAUGUUGAGCGUUUGACUGACGAAAUGCUCAUGAAUUUUGCAACUCUGAUCGUCGUCCACCGCUAACGUUUUCGUCUAGUCUCGUCUCGUCAACGUAAACGCCACAUCGUCACAUUUUAGUCAUCUAAGAUAUGUUUAGCUCGUCAACGUCACGUCUUCGUCGUGGAAAAAAAGGGGCGUUGACGAAAGAUUUUCGUCAACAAAAACAACCAGUAUUGUUUUCGUUGACAAUGACAAUGAUGUUGACGAAAUAUUUUUGUGAAUGUCAUCGUCAACGAAAACAACACUGAUUGAGAUGUGUACUCUGUAUUGUUGUGGUUAAAAAUCUAAUAAAAAUCAAGUUUAAAAAAAAAUCAGAUACAGAGAGUUUCAACAUAGAGUCACCAGACAGACAGCUGAAGUGGGGUCACAGUCAGAUGGAUUUUGGGUCCUAAUAUUUCUGAUGGUUUUAAAGAUCUUGCUAGAUUUCCUUUCAUAUGAUUCCUACCUCGGCUAAUGGGUCUUGUUCACCAGCUUAAAGAACCUGCCACAUGCUUUGAUAAAGGGGAUCUGUAGAUCUCUGACACCAAGAGGAAAUCCUUUAAAAACACCAGAUCCAGACCCAGCUGCCAGCUCAAAUUCACUUAUUGCUGACAGGUGCAUCUGGUGACAGCGGACUAGUAAUGUGAGGUAUAGGAGAAUGAUUGUACUUCCCCAGUCUAAGAUAAAAUACAUGUAUGAAUAAAUAUAAAGCAUGAAGCUACAGCAGCAUCAACUCAGGCUUUUUGGCUUUUACUACCCACGUUCAAAACCUCUAAAAAUGAAUAUUUGAAUUAUUUAAGUCCACAUUUAAACUUCCAGAGACAGCAGCAGCCUUAAAGUGCUCUUACUUGAAAAAAGUAAGCACAACAAAUUCAAAGCGUAAUCCCAAAGCAAAAGCUUAGACGGACAUCAGAGUACUGCUCCUAUUUCUGAAUUCCAGACCGUCACUCUUCCUUCUUCAUUCACAAGAAUCUUAGUCAAUGGGUUAAAAAAAAGUCCCCACCAUCUGCUGUGGUUUCUUGUUGUGACAGUGUGAAAACAGAGUAUUAAAGUGUGAAUCAACAGCUAAUGAAAGUGUGUGGGUGUGUUUCAGAUCCGUGUGAAAGUGGAGAAGAAUCCAGAGCUGGGGUUCAGUAUAUCAGGAGGAGUGGGAGGCCGGGGAAACCCCUUUCGACCAGAUGAUAAUGUAAACUCAGAUUUCUUGUACUUUUCUAUUUUAUUCUUCAUGUUUAUAUCUGUAGAUUAUUUAGAAAACAUUUUAUAACAAUGUAGAGAUCAACAUUUUUCUCUGUUGUUUUAGGGUAUUUUUGUGACGAGGGUUCAACCUGAGGGGCCAGCGUCCAAGAUUCUCCAACCUGGAGAUAAAAUCCUCCAGGUACGCUGCAGUCAGGCAAAGACUUUCUCAUCAUUUUGUCAUUCAUUAAUUUCAAUUUCCUUAAUUUUCACGAGUAAAUUCUCUCUUUUUUUGCAGGCGAAUGGAUACAGCUUUGUGAAUAUCGAUCAUGGGAAUGCAGUGUCCCUCCUGAAGACAUUUCCAAACACUGUGGAUUUGACUAUCAUGAGAGAAAUUCAAGCAUAGACUUCACUGACCUCUGAAGAAAAGGAUGGGGGGCGGGGACACGAGAGAGGAGAGACGAACAGAUGAAAUGAUGUUGACUCUCAUAUUUUUAUACCCAGAGGAGACUGAUCUGUCGAUACCUGUAAGGACUAUUUAUAGUAGAGAUCUUCUAGCCUUGAUUCAACGGGGAAAACCACUGAAUGUAGUGGAUCAAAGUGAGACGGCGGCAAAACCUCUGCAAGUACGAGUCCUCAAAAGGCCAUCACUGUGGUAUAUAUAUUUUUAUACAAAAGAAGCUGAAGAUAUGACCUGCUCUGAAGCAAAUAAUUACUGUGGUCUCUGUACAGAUCAUCCUUUUUUUUUUUUUUUUAGUCCAAAUCACAUAAAUCCUUUAUCAUAAAUUAGGUUUUACUUCUGCGGACUGACACAAAUCGACCACAAGGGGGCAGGGCUCCCUCUUUCUGUCAUCCAUUUUGCCUUUUUUUUUUUUUUUUAAGAAACUUUUUAUUUAAGAUGUUGAAACCAUUUUUUUUUCUGGUCAUGCGAUCUUAUAUGGAGGACGAUGUUACGUGAUUUUCCUGUGGAGACGAAUGUAGAUCAAGGAGCGGUUUGAUUUUGUUUGUACGAGCGAGAGAGAGAUUAUUUCUUUCACCACCUGCAAAAUGGGAGAGCUGAGAAGAGGAAAUCAUCCACCCCCUGCUUCCACAAGCCUGCGAUCACCCUCCAACGCCCUCUUCUAUCCUCAUCACAGCAACUGCUCAGCAUAUCACCUGACCAGACUACCUGCGCUGUGUUUGGAUGAAAUAUAUCAGCAAAUCACAGCCUCUCAGAUGAUGAAGAAAUGCAGUCAGAGAGAGUUCAUUUGAUAGAAAUGUCUGGGAAAUCAAAGAGGGGAGGUGUAGUUUGUUUGCUCAGCCUUAAAACCUGUUUUUGCCAGUCAGAAGAUUCUAUUUAAACCAAGAGUUUGACAUUUUGGGAAAUAUUCCUGUUUGCAUGAGAUUAUUUUAGAUUUUAAAGAGAGCUACGAAACAAGGAAUUCUGGGAUCCUGGCCAACACAGCAGCGUUCAAGUGUUUACAUCGAUUAAAAAAUAACAACAGAACAAAAGUGAGAUUGAGCAAAAAUGAUGAACUGGAACAUUGGAGUCUUUGUAGCUCCUCAAAAUCUCAGUUAUUAAAGCUCUAUUAAGGGACUUUUUAAACAUUUCUAGUCAGCUGGUUGCAUUUUUGACUCUUGAAUUUAAGAAGGGUUUAAAGGACAAAAUAGGCAAGGUGCAGCUUUGUCCACAGGGGGGCUCCAAUCUUAACACAAAUGCGACUUGUUGUUGAUUUCAUAUCUCUCUCUCAGGCACCAUAACUUCCUUCAAUCCCAGCUGGUAGCCUGUCAGUUUGACUUUUUAAACCUGAACCCUAAAAACCUUUUAAACUUGCUGGUUAAAUCUCAGUUUUUGUAAGCACCAAACUAAUGAACUUAAAGCUCCUGUGAGGGACUUUCUGUGUGUUUAGAUUUUGCCUUCUUUGUGCCUUGUUGCUCAUUAUGUUGCUUAAUAUUAUGAUAAAAGUCUUUCCUUGGAGUCUUUAAACAGUCACUGUAAAAUAUGACACCUACCCCCCUCUUGCAGUAGUUAAAGGCACUAAAAAUUAUAAAUUAGACUUUUUCAGCUUCCUGCUUGUUUACUUUUGUAGAUCCUAAAGAGACAUCGCUUAAAUUCAGUCUGUUUCAAAACCAGAUAAAAAGUCCCCACAGGAGCUUUAAUUAAAAAUCUUUCAAAGUUUGUAACCGUCUUACAGCUCAAGCUUGUUAUCGUCCUAUAUCUAUGUGAAAAUUCCCCAAAAUGUCAAGACUUUACCUUUUUAGUACAGAGAGAUGUUAGCAGUUAUGCUAGUCAACCAAAGCAAGUUUAGAUAUCGUGGACGGAGGGCAAAGGCGGGAGACGACCUAAGGAAGAUAUCUGAAUAAGAUCAUAUAGACAUUCACUUGCGUUUUACUUUGAAAGGGCUUCAUCUUUCAGGCAGCCAUUGUUUCACGAGGGGGUUUCAACAUCUGUCCGUUUUGUUUCGUUAACAUGGGAGAAGACCACAGUUUGCCUUUUAUUUUUUUGUCUUUUGAAGUGUUUUAACAUGCUUUUACUCAUCACUUUCAGUCCGUUUUUUUUUCUCUCUCUUUGCUGUACAGAGAGUUAAGUUGGGAGACGCGAGUUGUCAAGUGCCAUAGACCUUGAACUGUUUGAAAAGGGGGUGACUUUGACCCCAGAGCCCAAGCAAUAUUCACAUAGUCACCAUCAUCUGAGAACAUUAGCAGCGCAACGGCUUGAAAGCAAUAUAAAAGCCUUUAUUUUCAUUCAGAAGAAACCACGACAUCAGAUCACAUUUUUAAAAAAACACAACCUUUUAGUAAUCCCUGGUGAUUUUACAUGAUUUUUAUAAUGUGAAAGACUCUUUUUUUGUAAUGAAAUAGCACAGGAUAUAUAUACGAUAGUGCUAAAAAAAGAAGAAAAGAUCUCUGCAUUGUGUAAGCGUGAAUGUCUGUGUCACUUUGCCCGAGGCUUUUUACUGUUAGUUGCUCGAUUACCAUGAAUGCUCAUCUUCAUUUGUGAAAAAUAAUCGAAGAGAAACGAGUCACAGCCACAUCUCCGAACAUUCCCAGUGUUUGUCAGAAGGUGUUUUUAAGUCUGUACUUUUCAUUCACUUGUAAAUAACUUUUCAGUGAAGACGUAUUUCCAAAAGGAAUGGAAAUGAUCAAAUUUUCAUACUAAUCGAUGGCCCUAUAAACUCUAACCGCACAUUUGUGACCACUGAAUUGUUUGUUAGAUAUUUAAUAGACUUCCAUUUUAAAAUGGCAUUCCCUCAAAUUAUUUGCAGUCGACUGUGUUAACGUCUACUGCACUAUUCCCAUAUGUAGCAAAGUUUGACCAAUACUUAAAUUGUGGCAUAGUCAAACAAAGUGAGAUAUUCAUAGUGAUAAAGAAUAAAAAUAAAGGGGUAUUCCAGCACUUUUAACUUGAAUUUUACAAAUGAAAGGCCAAUUAAAAAAAGGCUUCAGGAUGAUCGGUGUAACAUGUUAUGCGUCAAAUGUCUCUAUUUCUGCUGCUGACAGAUUACCAAGUGAACUACAUCGCUCUGGAAAAUAAUGUGAGGUUUCAUGUCAAGUUUAAAAGUUGAAGUGUUUUUUUAAAGCAGCCAAACUCCACUAACAAAAAGGUUAAUUUUCCUGACAGAGCUCUGGAGUUGCUGAUCUACCACUGCCUUAGUCGUUUGAACUUUGUGGUCUACCGUGUGAGCUCUGAUUUAACAAAACACAUAAAUAAAAUAGGGAAGUAGUCAGCAGAAGCAGAGGUAGAACAGCAACUCCUGUGUUUUUCACAGUUAAGUUGCCAGCUCAAUGUAAACUGGUUUCUAAGGAGACGAUGUAACAUGGACCUGUCAGUGAUAUUUUUAUCUGUAGUACCUAGCAGCAUCUUGGAAUUGCUUGUCUACCUCCACCACCACAAUGACAUGUGAAAAGACAGCUGGUCUCAGCAAUAGUAGACCAACAACUCCCAUGUCUCUGUAAGAUUCAGCCACUGUUUCUUCUGAUAGCGAAAUGAGAAAUGUCCAUUUCUUGUACUAAGCAGGCCUUGGAAUUGCUGCUCUACCUCUGUUAUGAUCAGAAAUGUUAUCUGCCUUAGGUGAUUGAAAAUGUGAGCAGAGCCACAAUAAUAAAUCAGAGACAUAGCUGGUCUCGGCGGUGGGAGACCAACAACUCCCAUGUUUCUGCAAGAUUCAGUCACUGUUUCUUUUCUACCUCCACCAUGAUCAAUUAAUAGAUUUAAAGUGUUAUCUGACUGAAGUGAUAAAGCAGAAUCCAGUCAAGGCAGCAGUAGACCAGCAACUCCCAUGUCUUAGGAAAUUCAUUUACUGUUUUUUUCAAUCAAGUCUGCCUACUUUGGAAUAACUCUCGUUGGAAAGGUAAUGUCACCUUAACUAAAUUCUGCACAAACCAGCAAACCCUGGAGUUAUUUGUCUACCACUUCCUCGAUCAGUGAGUCAGUCUGAAUUAAUGGUGGGAUACAACAAACUUCGGACCCUUUGACAACUUUUAAAACACAUUUGUUGAUACUGAGCCUCAAAUAUGUUUGAAAAAUUUAAGAUUAAAAAUGCAGGAAAUCCCCUUUAAAUUAGAAAUAAUGGGUAGAUUUUCUAAGCAAAGCUGAACCCAUAGACUUAAAAGUGAAUCUAAAACUGGUGAAAUGUUGAAAGACUAAAAAUGAGUAAAAAGUGUGUUUCCCAAAUUUGUCACUGAACUUUGUCGUGUUUUACACGUAUGAAUUGUUGUUAAUAUUGUUUGUUUUAAUUUUGUUGCUGACUUCUGUCGACUUUUAAGCAUAGGGGGGUAUAUCUUUCUGGGGUUACGGUCACUUUAUUUAUACACAUGACAAAAAAAUACAUGCAGUCUGACAUUGUAGACAAUCUUGGGAGAUACAAAAAACAAUGUUGUAACAUUUUCUUCAUUCACGUUGGUCUCUUUCUUCCGCUCCUGUACUGUUCUUAUUUAUUUAGCAGUCUUCUGUGGUUUUUAGACCUUACUAAUCAAAUUGUAAAUACUCUAAAAAAGAAAUUUGAGAAAAAGAAAUUAACAAUGGCAUUAGUGACUUGCGAUUGUAAAACCAGCAAUAAAUUGCAAUGCAGAGGCACCCGUUUUAAUGUAUAGCUAGUAUUUCUAAGGUUUCUCUGGAAACAGCCACAGUCAGAUGAUGAUGAUGAUGAUGAUUGAUAUGCAUUUAUCCAACAUUCCAGAUUUUGUACAUAAUUACCUGUUUCUGAAGUAACCUGUGGAAAAUAAAACUAAUGCUCUUUAAGGAGAA